This is a messenger RNA of Podarcis lilfordi (Lilford's wall lizard), 52770 nucleotides long. Lineage: Eukaryota; Metazoa; Chordata; Lepidosauria; Squamata; Lacertidae. The record is from the annotation of a GenBank genome assembly.
GGUGACCCGGAACUUGUGGAGCUGCUGGAGUGGCCGGGCGAGGAGGCGGCGGAGGAGGAGGAGGAGGAGGAGCGGCGGCGGUGGCGGCGUCGCCCUCGGUGCUUGGCUGGGCAGGUAACGGGGCUCCCUGGGCGUCGGACGGGGCUCAUUCCCCUCAGCAGGCCCCUUCUGGGGUGGUCUCGGCUUAGGGCCCUCAGCGUCAGGCGAGCCGGGGCGCUUCCCCGGCACCACGUUGUGUCGCCCCGCGGCCCUUCUGGGCGGGGAGCUUCAUCCCGCCGCUCCGUUUCUUUGUGCUCCUUUCUCUUUCGCUUCCGCACCGCCGCCUCCCUGGUGGGGAGGGAGCCCGGCUUGCCCACAGGGGCUUCAGUCGAGGGACUCGUGAGGGGAACUUGCCCGCCGCUGGGGGUGUCGCGGGGAUUCCUCUGAAUGGAGGCGGCCGAAAGGGAGCGCGUGUCCGAAAGCUCAAGAGAGACCAGCGGCCGUGUGGAUUAAACGGGCGGCAAAGCCUGUACAGUGGUACCUCGGGUUACAUACACUUCAGGUUACAGACUCUGCUAACCCAGAAAUAGUACCUUGGGUUAAGAACUUUGCUUCAGGAUGAGAACAGAAAUUGCGUAGCGGGAGGCCCCAUUAGCUAAAGUGGUGCUUCAGGUUAAGAACAGUUUCAGGUUAAGAACGGACCUCCGGAACGAAUUAAGUACGUAACCUGAGGUACCACUGUACCUUAUAUGAAAGGGGGCCGGGGGGGGGUGGAGAGAAACAACAGGACGACCCUCCUCCGUCGGAUGCAUUGAUUGAACUCGGACCGCCCCAAGUAUAGGUAGGAGGGAACCGAUCCCAAUAACGUAUUUCACACGCACACACACGCACCUGUAUCUCACGCGCCGGCUCGCGAACUGCUGCUCCAAGAAGAAAUCCGAGUGCAAUUAAAACGUCCCGACUUCCAGUCCGAAGGGCCUGUACGGAUGGGAAAUGUGGGUCGAAGUGACGUUUCAGUGAGCAAAUUGUACUUUUCUCACAUAGAACUUGGUUCGGGGGACCUCUCCUGAAAUGAGUUUGAGGCUUCUUCCGCGCAAAAGGAGGAAAGUGCUUGACUUCUGAGAGCAAGCAUUAUGGCUCUUGUUAAUGAGUGGCUCAUUAGUAGCAUUUCUGACUUAUUCUUGACCAAAUGGGUGUGUGGUUUUUCGUCAUAUGGAGAAUCUCUUCUUUCCAUUAUGUGCUGGAUAGUUUGGGGUGUUUCACCCACGGAUAAAUUGCCUUAGUAUCCUUUGAUGUGUACGGUGUGACAGAUAAAAUGUUUUUAGAUAGUAUAAAGGCUUUGCUUAUUCUGCAUGAAUGUGAUUUAAAUGUCAUAACAUGCUAUCAGUGUGGACUGUGAUAGGAAACGCUGAGUGGGAAACUUUAAAUCAGUAUUUUUACAUCAAUUUACAUUACUGCUUUAAAAUUGCCUCGAUUUAAGCCGAUGCACCGGUGCUGCAACAGAAUCUCUCCCAGCGCUGCACUUUAUGGAGUAACAGGUCAUUGUUGCAUGAAUUUUCAUAGGCGAGAGUCUGCUUCAUCAGAUGUAUUACUAAAAGUAUAUUCCUUAGAUGCCAGAGAAUAGAUUCUGACUCAUACAUCUGAUGAAGUAGCACGUAGAAUUCAUCCCUCAGGAUUCCAGUUUUAAUUUGAAAUACACUUGGUGCUAGACAAGCAAAAUAAUUUUCCAUGUUCAUGCUGGCUAGAACUUUCUCAAAGACUGUUACUCCAAGAUUAAGUUACGCUAUUUGAUUAAAAGUUGAUUAUUAAGUAAUGGUCAGAACGGAAAUAAAAGCAGAGGGAAAGACUUCUUCCGUUGUAACAUUUAUGGGACAUUGCAAAUGGAUGCGCAAGCCUAUGUCGGCAAGAUACAAAGUAAUGGAAAGAAGAAAAUGUUGGAAUAGCUUGAUUAUAAAUCACCUGAUGGGCGAGGUUAUCACAGGUGCAAUGCCAAAUGAGCCAGUUGCUGUGGUAAUGGCUCUGAGCUGUAGCUAUAUCACGGUGAUUAAUGUAUGUCAGCUAGUUUUAGUUGGCCUUAGUACAGUAAGCCCGCAACUUACACACAUUUAACUUGUGCGCAUUUACAUACUUGGCCAUUUUUUAAAAAAAAGAGGGCGGAAAGGGGGCACAAAGGACUUUGGCAGCCCCACCCAUCAAUGAACCCAGUGUGUUUUGACUAUGUGAUUUUGGCUUUAGGAGCAAUCCCCAGAACAUGACCCCUGCGUAAGGUGUGGGCCUAUUUUACUGCGGUUGAAGCCUUGGAAUUAGAGCAACAGAGAUGUUCUGUAUCUGUAUAUAUCUGUAGCUGAAAAACCUGCAGGCUAAAACUUCCUGUUCUGUGUAUAACUUUCUCCAGCACUGUUUGCUGUGUCUGUUACUUAUGCAGCAGUAAAAGAUUUGGCGACUUUUACUGUGAGCAUGAUCUAAAUCCACACUUCCAUUGUAUAUGUGUCUUAUCUCAGAUUCCUAACAGAACACUUUAUUUUUAUGGUUAGAAUCAUUUACAGGAGCUGGAAAAUCAAGAUUAAGAAAAAGAUAGGUUAAUCUAUGGGAGGAAAAGUGUUAAAUGUUAUCUUGGGUGGGGUAUAAAACAAUUUAAAAAUGUUCUACACCUCACAAGAAGGAAAUAUAAUUUCAAAUGUUACCAAAUUUGAAAAUACAUACUAUCUUUUUAUAAUGACAAAGCCAAACGCUUCCACAAACAAUCAAAUGGCAGUAUUGUACUUCCCAUUUAAACUAUUGUCAUUGGACAAUAGGCCAGAGUCUUGUGAACAUACUUCCCCUCACCCCAAUCUUCUUCAGAGGGUCCUUCAGCAUUUGGGAGCAGAUUUUAGGGGCAGGUGAAGGGGUGAGGGAGAGUCGUUUUUGCCAUUGGUGCCCAUUUUGCUGGUGGAUGGACACAGUAGGAUUUUGCCCACUGAUUUUAGCUACAUGGUAUUUGCUUCAGUUUCUAUACGUCCUAUCUGUGUGGUUUGUUUCAAAACCAGCACAUUAAAAAACCCAAAGAUUUAAAUGUAUAAAAUGACAAUAAUUAGAAACAUUGUCAACUGUCACGGAGGGGUUUAUACAUCUCUGGACUGAUAAAUUUCGCAUUUGAAUGUUUAUUGUUUUCUAGCCCCUCUGUGGUGAGAGACUUUGUCUUAUAGUCUGUAUUGCAGAGAUGUAAUAUUUUCCCCCUUUAUCUAGUUUAAAUAAAAUAAGAAAUAAAAAAUGAAAUGUAAGAAAGUCAUGGUUUAUUAACUCUUAGAAGCAAAUAUUGGGCUUUUCUUCUUCUUUCCAGUUCAUAUUCAAAGUCAGUUUCUUUUUUUUGUGUCAUGUUAUCAGUUAGUGCAGGGAUAUUUCAAAACAUGUCACCUUAGCGCCACAGCUUCCAGCUUGUCCUUUGCAUUUGAAACUGUCUAAUCUUACAACCUUAGCACCAAAGUUCACAUGACAGGAGGCAGGCUCAUAAAGCACAUGUGAGUGUUUCUCAUUGUGUGAUGAUUUGGUUGAUGCAAGCGGUUUGUUGUACCUACUGAUUUCUUGAAACUGAUGGGAGAAAACUAAUGUUCUUGUGACACAUGGCAUUAGGGAAGUUCUGCUGCUUUAAAUGUGUUGAUAGGCUAAUUUGCAGUCCUGUGAAAUUGAGGAUUUUAAAAAAAUGUUUUGAAAUGUGAGCCUUGGCAGACUUGCUUGGAAAUAGAGUGUGAGCAAACAAUCAGAUUCAGAAGUAAAAUAAUUCUGUUUGGAAUGAGUGCAUCCGUUGCACUGCUGUCAACAAGAACACCACUAGGUCCACAAACUAGGUUUGUGUCACUUUCCAGUGAUAACACAGCUAAGGAUGAGCCGGGUUUCAAUGCCUGCCCCUUGAUGGGAGAGAGAGUGUAAAAAAAUAUUUUCCUGUAAUUUUUGCACUGUAUUUCAGGCCACCAUGCAAGAAAGGAAAGAACUGUAAUUCCCACAGCGUUUCCAUCAUAAAGGGGAUAACGUCUUGUUUAUCUUGGAGAGCUGUGCUGAAGACCAUUGCCAGUGAAGGGGCAUCUCUUGAAGGCAGGCAGAGAUUGUUUUUAGUGGGGGCUGGCGCUGGUCAGUUUGAAUCCCAAGGUCUCCUUUCCAAACCUGGCAAAGUCCAGCAGAGUUGCCCCAUAGAGCAAUGUAUUCUGAUCAGUUGUUUAAAUUUGGCUAGAAGACGUUUGGUACAGUAUUACUUUUAGUCCAGGAAUAAGUUCCAUGCUGGUUUCAGUAAGAGGUUGGCACUGAGUGGAACCCCUGAUGAUGCGGCAUGGGUGGAAUGCUGAGCGAUGGAAGCGCAGUCUUGGAGCCAGGCUGUUCCAGAUGACAAGAAGUCUGCCAAGCCUCCAGCACAGAAGUAUUAUUAAUUGGUGUUAGCUUAGCAGAUGUAAGAAAAUACUGGUCGAACGACGUCCGCAAGGUCAUGUUAAGUGAGAGAGAGAGAAAUACAAACACCAGAAGGAAAUAUGCAGUGCAUGGUGGAAAGUGGAAUCAUUGAAGGCAUUAUUGAAGGAGGCAGGUUUGCUCUUUAGUUGUUGGAUAUUGGAGGAUCCAGGACUGGGGGUGCUGGUAGCAAUAAUGUCUAGCCCAGAAUGAAAGUUGUCAUUGUGCUUGGAAGACAGUUACUUUUAAACUGUGCGGCUGCUUUCUCUUUUUGUUCCUAGUUGCAGGCCCGCUGAUUUCUUUUCACUGUGCAAAGUCUGUCUCUCUUCCAUUGCAGUCAGCACUUGAGUAUGCAGAACAGUUGACAGAUUGCAAAGCAUGGCUCACAAGGAGGAGAAGUUGCAUGUAAGGCAUGCAUGACUAAGUCUCAGUUCUUACCAGUAGGAGCUAGACUGUCCGUCUCCCAUCAGUGGGUAGCAGAUCACAGAUGACUUGAACAUGCUGUCAAAAGUAAUAAUGCUUUUUUCUUGUCCUGCCUCUGCUAGCAAUGUGGGGCUUUAGGAAGGAUGAGUGAAGGCAAUCUAUUGUCAUGACUUCCCACAAUGAGUUCUGGAAAUUGUAGUUUUUGAGAGAACUAAGAAUUCUGCUAGAAAACUCCCCCAUCUAUGGUUCCCCAAGGGGAAGGAAUGAUUGUUUAACACUGAAGUGUAGAUAUGAUUUUUCUCCUCCUCCAUCUAAGAGGAUUAGAGAAAGGAACACACACAUUUUUCUGACCUUUGCAAAGCUCUAGUUCUGCUCAGUUUUAUUUGAACUGUGAGAAAGAAGAGACUUUGGGGGGAGAGUGGUUUGUGCUUUUCCUUUUGCUCUGAACAACAAAAGUAUAAGAUGGAAUUUCAGAGAGGGCUGCCUCCCAUUUCUUCUAAAGAGAUCGCAAUGUGUGCCCACAUACAGAAGAGGAUCCACCUCUGGAUGAAACUAUAAACCAGGAUUGGAAGUUUCUAAUUGCUGCAUGGUGGGGGCUUUGGUGAGGGAGAGCAGGGGAGGCAGAAGAGUUUGGGCAAGGAGAAUGAAGCUCUUCAGAAACCUGUUUUAUCUUUUUAUAAACUGCAUUGAGGUUUUCUUUCAAGCAGCAUAUAAAUUUUAAGAAAUAAAGUCUUGUGCAUGAUUUUAUGUUGUGAACCAGCCACCCUGUGAUCUUUAGGUGGGCAGCAUACAAAUUUAAUAAAUAAAUAAAUAGUUCACCUUGAUCCUAUCAAAUAAAGUACAGGGAUGCUGUUUUUCCUGGACUGGAGAGAAGAUUUUCUUAGUGUGAAGAUUGCUCAGAUCUCCUCUUUUUAGAUCUGACAUCUGCUCAUCUUUUGUUUCUAUAAACGAGUUUCCUGGUUUUACUUUAAAAACCACAGCAACUCUCAGUGAAUUUUAUGUGGCCCAUGUUUAUUAGCAAAUGUGUUUUAUUGUGGAGAAGAGUGUUUUUCUCUUGUUAAUUUUAGCAGCGGAGGCUCUUAAUAAAAGAGAAGCGUCUAUAGUCCUUGGCUGCCUGAUUCACAGCAUAUAGUUCCCUCCUAUUAGAAGAGAACAAAUCUCAAAGUGGUUUACAACACAUUACAACAUCCGAUAAAACAAUCCAGAAUUCAAGCUUCAAAUAAAAUAGUCCAGGUCCUUCUCUAAGUGAUAUUUUGCUUUUCCCAGUCGCCAACCUAGCACCCAGAAAUCUCCAUGUGGUCAAAAUUGGACCUGCACCAGUCACAAAACACACCUGGCACCCGGCUAGUUUUGAACACUGAAUGAAAACCAUGUUCCCUGCCUGCAUGCUUGCAAUGUAAUAAUGCAUGAUACAUCAGGAGUCCUUCAGGGCCAUGCCAGCUUUUCAGUGAUCAAGGAUAGGAACCUUUGGCUUGUAGCAAAAUGUUUCUAAAUGUGCAUUAAAUGUCACACACUUGUAAGGGAGAAGUCAAUGACACUGAAAAGUCUGUCUGGCAUGGAGUGUAUGACAGGGUCCCCACAGGUACAAGGAGUCAUAUUUGAUGUUAUGCAUUUUGCACCAGACCAACUUUUUUACUUAAAACAAUUUGGUGCCUCUAGUUAUGGCACUAUGGGGCACCUAGCCUGGAUAUCUCUCAGGAGCCUAACCUCUUCCCUUCGCUGUUCACAGAUAUAUCUUCCAUCAUGGUGGGCGAGAGGAGAAAUGGAAAUCUGCUGGUGCAUCUUGGGCCCAAACUGCAGGCCUAUCCCGAGGAGCUAAUCCGGCAGCGCCGUGGCCACGAUGGCCACACCGAAUACUUGAUUCGCUGGAGCAUCCUUAGCUUGGAUGACAGCCUAGGAAACAGCGCCAAUGCUGCUUCCUCCGAGAGCAAAACGGAGAAUAUUCUGAUGUGGAUGUCGGCAGAGGAGGUUUAUGCCAACUGCCCCACACUGCUGGGCAAGAGGAAACCUGAGGGGCAGCGGGUAAAGGAAGAAAAAGCACCUAGUACAUACCCAUCUGACGUCACUCUGGAUGAGGCCUCACUGCUUGAGAUGAAGGCUGAUGUCAGGAACCUGGUGCAGCGGGCUGCUCGGCAAAUGGCCAGGACUACAGGCCCAGAGUCCUCCAUCCUAAACACCAUCCAUGUGCUCAGUGCCUAUGCCAGUAUUGGCUCGUUGACGGGUGUCUUCAAAGAGACAGGUGCUCUGGAUCUGCUGAUGAAGAUGCUGUGUAACGAGGAGAAGCAGAUUCGCCGAAGUGCUGGGAAGAUGCUGAGGGCCCUGGCUUCCCAUGAUGCAGGUGAGAUUUCCCGGUCUGAAAUCCUAGGGUGACCUUCAGGCUUAGAAUUUUAGAGUUGAAAGGGACCCCAAGGGACAUCUAGUCCAGCCCCCUGCGAUGCAGGAAUUCUCUGUUGAUAGUCCCUAGAAUGCUUUGAGAAACUGGAAAAUGAUAAUGAUUCAUGUGGAUGGAGUACCUGGUGGGAUUGGGUGGCUGAAUCUGCUCAAGGCUUCUGCCUCUUGCAUUUGAUGGUGGUAUUGUUAUUCAGAUAAGAGGAAGGAAUCUUGCAUCUGAAAAUGUGGUCGUCUUGUUCAUUAGGGCUGAGUAGAGUUUUGAUUCCAAACACAGUCAAAGUUUGGUAAGUCUGAACCUGCUCCAGAGACACUGCAAUCACUGUUCUUUUACGUAGCAUUUUAAAUUGCUGAGGCUUUCUGUGUUCCUCAUGGUGUUAGAUUGCAAGACAGAUAAAGUGUGGUUUUCUAGUUUUCUUGGGAGAACCAAGUUCUUAAGAACUUCUAAAGAAACUUUCAUUUUAUAUUUGAUGAUGAUUCCAGGGCUAAAUGAAUAAUUACAGAUCCGUUGCUGGAACUACGUUUAGUCAGACCUCUCAGACUUUUAUCUGUGGGUUUUAAUAGGGUUAUCCUGUAUUUCUUGAAUUUAGACAAAUAGGUUUUCCCUGAGUCUUUCCUCAGAGGUAUGCUGCAGCAAUGUUCAUCUGUCACAUUCUCACACUAAGCAUGGUUUAUCUUUUUCCUUGGAGUUCUCUAGAGGAAAGGAAAAGGGAUAUAGCUUGCCUUGAGACCUUGGCUAUCUUGAUUUUUAAUUAUUUCUAGGAUACUUUUAACCUUGAUGUUUUAAGUAUUCAGUCUGUAGUUCCCGGCUACUGUAAUGUUUCUUACUAGACUAGACAGGACUGUAUCCAUUAGCUGUUUAAAUGGAGGUCCGCUCACACAAGAGGACUUCCCCUUCCUCUGCUCUCCCCGUGCCCUCAAAAUCUACAUGAGGAGGGGGCAUGGGGUGGGCUGCAGAGGAGAGAAGGGGAAAUUCCAUUGUACAGGUGGAAGUCUUAAGUGUGGAAUGGCAGCUUUGGAUACAGACUUCAUUGUGAGUCAUGGGGAUACUUCUCUUACCCAUGAAGUCAAACAUCAUUAUAAUUAAUAUUCUUAUUUUUAAUUCAGCUCAUUGGACUGAAGUUAGUCAAGUUUGGUCCCACUUCAAGCAAACAAAAGUUCAGUGUCUUCUUUGGGAGACAGUUCAGGUUCAUGUGCAAACAUUUAAAAAUUCACCCCAUGCAGGAUUGCCCCUGCGUUUAGACCAGGAAACGCUUUCGGAUGCUGGGUCUCAGCCUCAGGGUGUGGGGAUUUUUUUUUAAAAAAAAACACCUUUUUUUCGUGGUCAUUUGUCAGGUCAUUUGUGGUUCCUGCAUUGGAAGGGGUUGGUUACCUCCCAACUCUACAAUUCUGUGAUGUGGAUUUUUAUAGUUAUAAAAUGAUUAAAAUCUUUAUUCAGUAUCCUGAUCUUAAUGAUGGAUAGUAAGCAUGUUACACAGCAGGAAUGGGGAAUCUUUUUGCCUCCAUGGGCCAGAUCCACAUUGGGAUUGACCUUGUGUGCUAAAUUUAACAAGUGGAUGGGCCUACCCACCCGUCAUUCUCCUGACCCCACAGUGACAUCAGCUGAUUUGGUGCUGUUGAGCUCCAAAACUGGGACUUCAAAGCAGGUUGCAGGCAGCAAGGAGCUGGAAAAUUGAAAAAACAACAACAGUAAAACUUUUUUAUAGCAGCUGUAUCAAUGCAGCUCUCUUGUUUCAGAGGGGUUUUCAAUGCAAAACCCCUUCCUGGUCCAGUUUGCAUUAAAACUGCUCCGAAAACAAAGACAAAAAGCUCUGUGCAAGGUGCUCUGAAGUCCUGACUUAGGGACUUCAAAGCAUAGCCAAACUGAGCAACCAAGCUGCAUUGCGUUAAAUAGCCCUGUUUGUAUCAGUUAACUGGAGCAAUGAGACAUUGAAAAACCCACUAGGACAGUAAUUGAGAACAAGCACAAAAUGGCAGUCUUCUCUAGAGAAGAAGAAUAAAUAACAUUAAAAUGCAGGCCUUCCUCUUGUUUCUUUGAUUAACAAAACAGGUGAAUGCUGUUGACUUCAGCUGGAUUACUGAGAGUGGCCAUGGGCAGGUGAAGAGAGAGUUAGACUUUGAUCCAGGAGAUUGGAGUUAAAAUUCCACCUCAGCCUUGGACUUGCUGUGUGGCAUUAGAAAAAUAACAACUUCAGUUUUCCAUCUCAGAACUUUAGUUUUCCAUUUGAAUUCUCCUCCGCCCCAGCAAAUACAGGCUGACCUCUAUAAAGGUAGCAAAUAAUAAAAAGUUGCAUGGAAGCAUAUAAGAAGCUGUUUUAUAUUGAGACAGACCAGCAGACAAUGUUCAGUAGAGUCAACUAGCUGCUGCCUAGAGCCUCAAGCAGAGGUCUUAAUGCAGUUUUGCUUCUUGAGUCAUCAGAGUUUGUGCCUGGUACCUUGUGCUUGCUAAUCGUGUAUCCUCUGCCCCAUGUAAAUGUUAAAUAGGCAUGGAUUACACCAGUUUAAACUUUCUGAACACAGCAACCUGGCUGUAUCUGCAAUUGAUUUGGUGUUGCUACAUGAUGUGGCUCUAUCUAGACUUGCAAAGUUUGGCUGUGAUUCCCAGUGUGUUUCGGUAAUUAAGUUAGAAGGGCUAGAGACAAACUUGGCAGCUUUCUUUUCAAACUUCUGCAAAGUAAGUUGUAGUGUUUCAGGGUAAAGCUGACCUUGUAUGUAAUACGUAAAUUGGUUUUAGGGUUUUCCUGCCUCCCUUCUAACACAGAUUGUGAUAAUUAUUUAUUUGGAGCCUUUGUGAAUGUUUCGUUUCUUUCAUGCUUCUCAGGAACAGGCAUUGACAAUUAGUCAUCCAUUUUUGGAGUUGUUCUCUUAUGCUCAGUUCACAUUACAAGCUUUACCUGAAUUUACUUUUCAGCUAUUUCAGAAACCUGGAGACAAUGAGUCCUACCACUCCAAAUCUUAAACUUCCAUUGAAUAUUUGUUGGCUUGAGUAAUUAAGAGAGAGAGUAAAAGAAAUUCAAAACAUGCUCAUUUUCCAAUUCAUCCUUGUCUGUGUAGUGAAAAGAAGGGAGAAACUAAAUUCUGGCAGACCAUUAGCAAGAAUGGUUGUUUUUGAUUAUACAUCUCUGUUGUAUUAGCAAGUAUAAUCUUUUUUAACAACAGGAAGAAAUGGAGGCACAGAGAGAUGACCAACUUGCCGUUAGAGAACAGAACUCAGUUCUAAAACUCUUGACACCCACUUACCUGGCUUCCUUUUCCUAUGUACUGAGAUUAAAUUUGCACUGAAAAAUGUAAUGUGGGGCAGUUCUUGGAAAUUAUGGUUUUACUGAUAGGAUAUCAGCUGCUUAAUCUGUGAUCCUUUGGUGGAAAAGACAUUAGCACUGCCCUUCAUAAUGUUCCAGAAUGCAUGUUUUUCCUACACAGAGAUUAAUCUUGCGCUUAAACUCAUGAUUCAUUAAGCCAGAAUCUCACAGCUGCUUAGUGUAAACUUUUUAAAACAAAAAGAUUAGGAAGUGGGCAGGGCUAUUUAUGGUAAGAACCUUAAACAAGAGUGGUUGAUAGAAUGCUAAAGCCAAUAUUUCUAAAUUUUAUAUAUUAGUUGGAAAGGACUUACACUGCCUACAAAGCUAGAUGAAAACCAAAUGUUACUUUACCCAGUAAUAACUUACCAGGUGCCAUCAUGCAACCUGAAUGCUCACUCCUACCACUGACUAAUGCCUGCCCCUGACUGUAUAACAAAAAACCCAGGAAUACAAUUCCUUAAACUGCACAGGCCUUUUUGAUCUUUGCUUCUGCUCCUACGUGUUCAGCUUCUCACAACCCGGCUACAUAUCUAAGUACCACUCAGAGCAUUUCCAGACUUCCUCUGUCUCUCCUUUUAAAAUAACCUUCUGGCUUUCAUCCUUGUAUAUGUAAUGGCAAACAUUUUGGAGACAGUUUCUUAUUCCUGCCACCACAUCACACAAACUCAUUCUGAUAGAUAUGUAUUGUGGUAAACCUGCCAUACCAGACAAACUGCAUACUAGACAAAACCAAAGCAAAUAACCAAGAAAUAGUGCCCAUUAUAUUUGAGAGCAACUGAGGUCCUUUCUGGAUUCCCAGGAAGAUAAUGUAAAGAAAAGCCCUUAAGCUGUGUUUUAUGUUGUCUGCAUUUUGUAUUGUACAAUUUUGCAAAAACAUUCUCGGUAUAAAAUGAGACAUUGCAUUAGAUGGAGUUUAUUGUUCUUGUUCCUCAGACCCCCCACUUUCUUAACCAUAAACAUUUCCCCUUAAUCUCUGAGGACAUGCUGUCUUCAGAAACUGUGUGACUGAACUUCCUAAAAUGUCCUAUGCUUCUUAGUUAUCAUACCCUGGACUUUUGAACUGUCACAGUUUCCACUAAUUCUCAAUUUUGUUGUCAUCUCUGAAGACAAGAGUCUAGGCAAGAGCUGAAUUUGUAGUGAAAAAUUGGAGUGGGAAAAGGAGGAGGAAGUAUGUUCUGGCUUCUUGUCAUAUCAUAAAUAAGCAAAGGUUGAGCGAGUCUAGAUCAAAUUGGUGGCAAUUACUUGUCACUGAUGUGUAAUAGCUAUUCAAUGUUUCAGUGCAAAGUUUGUGCUUUGUGGACAGUGCUUUGUUUGGUUCUUGGGCUUCUGAGGUUUUGAAAGUAUACCUACAUUGGCCAUUUAUUGGGACUGAUGCAGAUAUACGAAUGUUUAACUCAGCUUUACAUUCUUGUCAAUUUUUAUUUUUUUAAAAAGGGGGGGACAGAUGUUUGGGGGGGCGAUACUUUGGCAAUCCCAUCCGCCAUUGCACCCAAUGUGUUCUUACUAUACGCAAUUUUGGCUUUAGGAGCUUACUGUAAAACUUCCAGCAGGAAACAGGAUAAUCAUUUCUUUAAUGUACAUUCCCAAGCUCUUUUCCUUUUCUCCCUAAUAAUAGCUAGUGCUAACCAGAAUGUAUAAACCAUCUUCAAAUUCUGUAUUCACGUUCUGGUUAAGACUGAGAACAUUAGCAUUAACUUUCAUUGAAGCCUAAGGGUGGGAGGAAUUAGUGUGGCUAUCUGAAGUGAUCAGCUGGCUCCCUCUUACUAUUCCAACUUUAAUUUAUAGGGAAAAACUAAGUUUAGGCUCUCUUGGUGAUGAAAAUAAAGGUUGAAGAUAUGAGAGUAGUGUAUUUGAGAGGUUCAGUAACCAGAAGAAAGGCAGUAGUAUUAACCAUGUUUUGUUUUUACAUUCUGUGAUUUUGAGAGGGACUGGGAAUGCCAGCUGCCUUGAACUGCUGCAUCUAACGGAAAAACGCUCAUUCUGCUAAAGUAGAACUUGUCUGCCUUGAAAAGCCUUUUCACCUACCACAUUUAUGCAUUUGUUACCUGUGUGUGUGACUUACCUGUGGGUCAAGAUACAUUUCUAAUGUACAUCUUGGAGCUGCAUUAAAUGUGAUAAUCCAGAACAGAUGUAUAAUGCUGGAGAAGCACCACUGUCUUGCGAAGAUCUCCUCUCACUGGCAGAAUAUGAGGCGCAGCACUGAGUAUGUCUGUUUUGGUUUCAGGAAGCCGAGCGUAUGUUCUCUUGUCCCUGAGCCAGCAGGAUGGCAUUGAGCAGCAUAUGGAUUUUGACAGCCGCUAUACUCUCUUGGAGCUGUUUGCAGAGACGACAUCUUCCGAAGAGCACUGCAUGUCCUUUGAAGGCAUCCAUCUCCCUCAGGUACCUGCUGAUCUGGUCUGAUUCUGAUAUGGUCAGGAAGGGUUCCCUUGUGAAGACAGAUGGUUGAGAAUGCAAGGAUUUGAGUGCAUGUCUUAGAUGAGAUAAGAGUGGCAUGACCCAAAGACCGAGAUCAAGGAUGUUGGUUGGCUGGGGUAAUCCAGGGACUUGCCUAGUGUGGAGGUGGAGGGCAGUGGGUUUGGAGAAAGCCAGAACUCACAGGGGCAGAAACUUAUUUGGAAAUGGAGAUAUAAUACAGGAUGAUUUAGGGUCUAGCUUAACAAUGAGCUAGGGGAGAGCAUAAUUUUCUAGUUGUUGGCCUGAUUCGUUGCAUCUCUUUCAGAUUCCAGGGAAGCUGCUGUUUUCUCUGGUGAAGCGCUAUUUGUGCGUCACCUCCCUCAUGGACAAGCUUAACAGCACCACAGAACUGGGAGGGGAACGCCAAGACUGCGCAGCCCCCAGCGCAAACUUUGGGGAAAAGAGUCGGGUUCAACGGGAGUUUGACUUCAGCAUGGCCAUGGCGAACCUCAUUUCGGAGCUGGUGCGGGUCAUGGGGUGGGACCGCAGCCAGGAAAGGGAGCUUUCCCUCAGGGAGACGCAGCCUCAAGUCGUCCGCUCCAUCUUCCAGCCCAAGGGUUCCACUUGUACUGCUGUCCAGGUCCCUCUGGUCACCCCAAAGCCGUCGCCACGGAAAAAGCAAGGGCAGGGAUUUUUGACUUUGUCAGAUUUCUCCAACCGUAGCAGCUAUGUAGAGUAUGUGCAGGAGAACCUGAAGCCGGGGAUGACCGUGCGCAUGCUGGAAGACUACGAGGAGAUCAAUAUCGGAGACGAGGGCGAAUUUCGCCAAAGCAAUAGUGGGAUGCCCCCUGUACAGGUAUGUGGUUUGGAGAAGGAAGGAAGGAUGGAGCAGAGCAGGGGAAAGAAUUGGGGGGUGGAGGGGUGGAACUUGCAGUGUUGUUCCUCCCAGGACUCAGGGGUUGUUCUUUUGGGUGGAAUGGUUAAGUGGCAUUUAGAACUGCUGCAUCUUUCAUUGGUUUAAUCAUGGAAUGGGGAGGGGAUGUACUUCCUUAGAAGGAAGAUUUUUGAUUUGUUUUAUGUUCAUUUUCGCUUCAUGGCAGGAUGGCUGCAGGUCAGAAACUUCAGGCCAACUGUUUUGCAGCCCCCUACCUGUGUGAAAUAUGCCCUUUCCAUUAUUAAAGUUAUAAUGUUGAUUCAUGGGGUUAAGGUGCUCUGCUUGCUAUCUGCUGUUUGUUUGAAUGCUUAUUCUGUAUCCGAUUUUUGCCGGUUUGUACAAGUCAGAUUGUAUUUUAUUGUUUGUGUGUCUGGCCAAAUUACCCUUUUCAUGUGCCUGGCUAUCUAGCUCUGAAGUUAUAGUUAAAUAUUGUUCACCCUUUCCCUGAUUUCAGCAGUAUAGCUUCUUAUUAUCCUCAUUGUUUGUUCAGUCAAGCCUAUGUCCUCAGAUAGCCUUUAGGAAUGAUUUCUUGUCUGGUUAAUGUAUUCUGGUUUAAAUUCCAGCUUAUGGCUGGAAUACGCAUAGUGUAGGAUUGAAGCCACUUACCCUGCAAGACUGAAAUACUAAAUCAUAUUCAUGAAGCCAGUUUCAGUAUGCUUCAUCCUCUCAGAUUUAAACAUCUGAGCUUCAGGGUGUUGGAUCAUAAUUUCAGAAACUAGUAUGAGUAGCACUGGGGAUUUUUCCAGCCCUGAGACCACUUUAAAAGAAAGAGAGAGAAGGAGAGAGAGAGAGAAGAAAAGCUUAGGCUAGGUAAAGGGUUAUGUAUUACAUACUUAAGAGCCUUAGUAACCAUGAAAUCACCUGAUGAAGAUAUCUGAAUAUCAUGUACUUUACACUUAAUUAGUGAGGGUGCAUGAAAUUCCUAGCAUUGACUACAGGAAUAAACAAUUAUAAAUCUUCCAAAGUUGGGUACAAAUAACAGCAAGGGGAGUAGUAUAAGAAACUGUUGUUCAGUCUGAUAUCCAGUGAGUUAAAUGUACCCGUUAGCUGUCUUAACUUUUCAAAAGUUUUAUUAUUAGAGGAGGUGAAAAACAGCCAGGGGAGAGCUUUUUUGCUCAUAGCGCAAUAUAGAAGAAAUGUGAAGGUUCUUGUUUAAAAUGUAGCAAGUGAUGAAUAGAUGGAGAGAGAUUUAUUCUGUAACUGCCUUCUAGAAAUUGAAAAUAUGUUUGCAUUAUAGGGAUAUGGUGGAGUAAGCUGGAGUACGGAGCCAAGGAAAUAAUUCUUUCAGUAGCAGUUUGCUUUGCAGCAUGAACUUUGCCAAGGCCAGAAAAUAAUGAUGUUGCAAUAAUAUUGGAUAGUUUGAACAAGUAUUCAUUAAAGAGUUUAUGCACAGACACAAAAAUUGUAGAUAUUGCCUCAGUGUUGAAUAUCCAGAGGGAGAAUGAGAGCUGAAAUUACACCCUCCACUCUUAAGAUCAUCUAGAGUAGUGGGAAAGAUUUAGAACUGAGUUUUGCUCAUGCUGAGGAUGUUUUCCCUAUAAGGCAGCAUUUCUCAACCUGGUGCCCUCCAAGAAUGCCAUUUAGAGAUUCUCAUCUGUAGAGUGUGCCAGUGAACUGCAUUGGAAAGAAACUUGAACUUCAGAGGAACUUUCAACACAGUUCUGAAUUUUUCCUAAAAAUCCUAUGUUUGUCACAACAACAACAACUUCUUCUUCUUCUUCUUCUUCUUCUUCUUCUUCUUCUUCUUCUUCUUCUUCUUCUUCUUCUUCUUCUUCCCAUUUAUUUAUUACCACUAUUCACCCUAAGGCCACAGCAUUAAAACACAACAAUAAAAAUAGUUCAAAGCAAUUUAUAUUGAUGAAGGACCCCUUCAGUUAAGUCCAGUCACGGACAACUCUAGGGUUGUGGUGCUCAUCUCACUUUACUGACUGAGGGAGCCGACAUUUGUCCGCAGAAAGUUUUUCCGGGUCAUGUGGCUAACAUGACUAAGCCGCUUCUGGCGAAACCAGAGCAGCGCACAGAAACGGCAUUUACCUUCCUGCCAGAGCAGUACCUAUUUAUCUACUUGCACUCUGACGUGCUUUCGAACGUGCUUGAGAACUGCUAGGUUGGCAGGAACAGGGACCGAGCAACGGGAGCUCACCCUGUUGCAGGGAUUCGAACCGCCGACCUUCUGAUUGGCAAGCCCUAGGCUCUGUGGUUUAGACUACAGCGCCACCUGCAUCCCUCAUGAAGAUAAGGUGGGUCCUAAAAAUAUACACCUUAAGUGUCAAAAGCCAUGGCAAAGAGGUACAUCAUCAGCAUCCUCUAGAAGCUGUAUAAUGUAGGUGGAGAGGGUGUCCCACAGCUUAGGGGGCACCCAAGAGGCUCUGUAAGGAACGAGGCAGUGCUGCUGAUAUUUAAGGCCUGAAUCUACUAUAUAUGGCAGAUUCAGGCCUCAGAUAUCUGCAACACUGCCUCUAACACUGGAACAAUGCCGAUUGCACAGUUGUUUUGAUGGUGAUUGAAAUAAAAAUUAUAGAGCUGUUUGCUUGUAUAAUAGUCUACGUUUAGGUAUAACCAAGGAUACUCUGUCCUUCACCCAAACACUGGAUACUUUCUGAUUUUGAAGUUUCGUGUUAUUUUAUUAGAUAAUACACCCACACACCAGCCGCAUCUAGGCUGAUAUCAAAUCUGAAAUGUUGCUGGUAUAUUCAUAAGAAUAAAGACCCCAAGAUUAAGAAUCUCAUGCUCUACCAACUGAGCUAAAGGCGUUUCUGACUGGAUGCAUGUGCAUAAUAGGGAAAAGGAGGUUGGGGAGUGGAAGGGGUGUUGGCCAGGGAAUUCCAUGUACAGAAUACUGUAUGUGGGCGGCGAGGAUACAGCAGAGGACUGAAUGGUCCACAUGAUGUUCCUUCAGUUAUGUUGCUCAUUAUUUUGCUACAGAAGCAAGAUGAUACAUUUUGUAUUAACUCAACAUGUCUGGUGAGAAAGUUUGCCAGAUGAUAUGCAAAACAAGCCACCGCUUUUAGCAGAAGAUCAUGGGCUAAGCAUCUAGGCAAUUUAGGCUGUGGCAGCUGAGAGGCCUGGUAUUUGUGAGAUGCUAAGGUCACAGCUUGAAUGAAGAAGGAGUUGGCUGUAUCUGGCAGUUGCCCAUGACUUUUGGAUCUAAGGCAAGCUUGUUGAGCUUUGGUCUUCAGCUCAUCCAUCUCUUCUACUGAUCUUAAUCACUAUACUGUACUUGGUGCUUCAAAGACUUAACAUAGUGUUGUUCUGUGUUCAGGUUAUUUUUUUUCUUCAUAUGUUUGUAUCUUCAGUCCAGUUGUGAUAGUUGUCUCCUCUCCUCCCCAGUAUAUUUCUGCAGUAUUGUUCUGCAAAUAAUUCUUCAAUGGGUAGCUCCCCUCUUUAUGUUUGAGUCACUUCUUCUCCCCAUCCCCUCUUUCCUGGACUUUAAUGUGCAAGGAGGGUGUCGGGAGAGAGAGUUGGUAUUAGUUUUGAACCAUGUAGCUCAAGCACAAGGUUAAGGAGGUCUCCUCUUGAGUCUCCCUUUCAGCCUCCAUGCCCGCAAUGUACACUUUCUGGAGGUGUCUGUGGGAAAUAGAAUGCUGGACUUGAUGGGCCUUUGGUCUGCCUUGCAGAUUCUGUUAAGCUUAUCUCCACUACAGUGGUACCUCAGGUUACAUACGCUUCAGGUUACAGACUCUGCUAACCCAGAAAUAUUACCUCAGGUUAAGAACUUUGCUUCAGGAUGAGAACAGAAAUCGUGCUCCGGCGGUACGGCAGCAGCAGGAGGCCCCAUUAGUUAAAGUGGUGCUUCAGGUUAAGAACAGUUUCAGGUUAAGAACGGACCUCCGGAACAAAUUUAACCCAAGGUACCACUGCACUAGGGGACUAGGGGGAAGCAACCCUCACUCCUGCCCUAGUUAAACAGACGAGAGCUUAAUUAAAUAAGGAAGGCAUUCUACCACCUAAACAAUGAAAUUCUUGGAACAUUUGAGUGCAGAGAAUUGUCUGGCCAGUUGACAAUAUUUGACCAGCCAGUUAACUGGUGUGCCAGCCCUAGAACGGUAUUAAAUUAAUUCUGCCAAACGAAAUUAUAUACGAUGCAAAAAAAGGGCCACAGCUUGAUCCCUAUAACAUGAUCAAGGAUUGUGUUGAUCAUUGACAUAACUACGAAAUACGAUACGAUACGAUAUCUUUAUUGUCAUUGUCCCAUAUAGGACAAUGAAAUUGUAAAACUACAUAAAACAUCCAAAAACCCCGAAAUAAUAACAAUAUUAAAUAAUAAUAAUAAUAACUACCCCCUGUUCCCUACAUCUUUAAACUUGCUGCAUAAUGUAUGCACCGUUUGCCAGCUUUUUUGUUCUGCAUCUCAGAGCUCCCAUUAUGCAGCACAGAAGAUUUGGGCUGGAAGUUAGUUCUAACCCUGAAGUUCUGUUCAUCCUCACAGGUUUUGUGGCAGUCCACGGGCCGCACCUACUGGGUGCACUGGCAUAUGAUAGAGAUUACAGGCUCCGGGGAGCAGCCUGAAGAGGAGGCUGCCCAAGAAAAGGUCUCCAAUAUAACAGAGAACCUGCAGCUACACACAGGUGAGGUUAGAUGCACUGUGUGCAUUGGUAAACAUAUGCAUUAUUAUGGGUGUCACCUUUAUUGCUUGUUUUGCUUUCUUUCUACUUUUUAGAUAUAUUCCUUUAAUAAUGAUCACUAAAGAGGAAGAAUUGUGUUGCAGGCUUUGCUUUCUUAUGUCUGGCCACAAAAAUGAUUUAUCACAGAAUAAUUCAGAAUAUUUUCUUGACUAAAUUGACAUAUUUCCUCCUCCUCUUCCAGGAGCGCUACAGUUUUGUUUUCCUGUCUAGCUUAGCAGACAUCCUUUAUCUCUCCUCUGCCCUGUCCUGUAGCCAUUUGUGAGGUUUUUCCUUCAGGUUGUUCUUUUUCUUGCCCUGCUGUCUCCAAUUGUCUCUCUGUCUCGCUAAGACUUUUUCUUUCCUCCUUGCCUCCUGCUCCCUUUUCACGGUAAGAACCCAAUCAACCAUUCCUUGUUGCACGUUUUAAAGGUGACAUUAGCAUGGGUAACCUUAAAGUCAGGUUUCCUCAGCUGUGUCACAACACGUAGUCCAUUAGCCAUCGAGGUAAGAAUUGUUGGACAGAGCUAUAACAUUUAACCAAGCUUGGCAUCUGGGUGGUACCUUAUGACAAUUCCUGCUUGCACAUUUGUAUAAAACUUAAUAGCGACACUGGCUGCUAUACCUGAUAAGUUUGGAUGAAAAUCUCCAGUCUAUUACUUCUCCACCUUUCUUUAUGUAACUGUGGCCUGGUCAUUGGAAACAACAGAUCACUUCAUAAAGCUAUUCCUCCAGUGUAUCAUUGACACUUCUUGCAUACAGAAAACUUGCACACCUGGUUCUAGGCUACCGUGUAUUCUGUCACGCUAGGUUUUUAUGCAUAUGGAGUUUUUCCCCCAUAAGAAAGAAGCAUUCAUAUAUGUGACCCCUCUUGCGUGGUCUGAAGUGAUGCAGCAGAGAAAUACUUUUAUUGUGUGAUCCAUGUUGCAUGUAGACUCACCAUAUACUUAAACCUCCCUUUCCUCUCUUUAGCUUUACAUCUGCUAUUGCCCUUUUCACCAUCAACUCUCUUCAUCCACUGCGGUACCUUAUUCCCUGCCUUGGGAACAACAUUAGAUGGAGCUGUGGGCACAAGCAGUAGCCAAGCCGCUUGUUUAACUUGGACCUGAGUUUUCAUGUAUAUCAGGAGAGGGCCUAGGAGAGUUUGCUUUCUUUCUCUGCAUACAGUUACUAAGACCUUCUACUGCAAGCCACUCGGAGGACUGUACUCUCUACCAUACCUGACGGAUCGGAUGAAUGAGAACUCUGGGACGCUGAGCCGGGCUGAAUGGUGGGAGCUCCUCUUCUUCAUUAAGAAGCUAGAACAGCAGGAGCAGCAGGAAGUGGUCCAGUUCAUCCAGCAAAAUCACGAAGAGGUGGUAAGCAGAAUGAAUCGGGCAUGAGAAGAAAGAGGAGAAGCAUUGCUGCUGGGAGGAGGACACUGGAACGUCCCCUUCCUACUUACCAGAUCAUUGUAUCAAAAGUGUGGCCUGCCAGCCCGCAAGCUAUGUCCUCGCGGUUCUUCUGUGGCUGGGUCUCUUGGAGGGGUGGCCCCUGGACCUUCUGCUUCCAGUGGCUGUGGCUGGACUUGAGAAGCACAGUAUUUACAUGGGAGUCGGCAUAUAGUCAUACCUCUGGUUACAGACGCUUCCGGUUGUGUUUUUUCAUGUUACGGACUGCCGAAACCCGGAACAGGUUACUUCCAGGUUUCGGGGGCGUGCAUGCACAGAAGCGCUAAAUUGCGCUUUGUGCAUGCACAGACGUGCCGAAUCGUAACCCGCGUGUGCGCAGACACGCUGCUGUGGGUUGCGAAUGUGCAUCCCACAUGGAUCAUGUUUACAACCCGAGCGUCCACCGUACUUGUAACUGUCUCUUUUUAUUUCAAGGUGUCAGAGCUAGAUGAAGAGGGCCUGAUCCAGCUGUCGGUGUCGGUAGAGUUGGCUAAGAAGGUGCUGCAGCUCCUGAGCAAGUACUGCCAGGGCUGCACCUGCAGUGACCUGCAUAGCUCUCACGUCUAUCUCAAGUAUUCCUUCAGCAAAGGAGGGACAGAGCAGAACUGCCAAAACGCGGACGUUACGCCCCUGGAUUGUGGCGGCCUUUCUGAAGGCAUGGCGUCCAAAAAGCCAAAGAAGGAGUCGCUCUCAGCUGAAGUGCCUUCUCCAGCUCCAUCGGCGGCAGAGAAGACUGACACACAGCUGAUUAAUGAGCUCCUCAAAGUGGAAGGCCUUUCAUUUCCGGACACGUUGGAUGAAAAAGCCAAGAGUAAGUGUGCCAGACCGCAUCCCCACCUCCGUUCAUUUGGGGUGAAGUAACUGAGGGGGGCGGUUUGGGUUUCUUUUUAAUCCCAGAGAGACUGGUUGUGGGCUGAGGGAAGCUAGAAUGGAAAGUAAAGGGGCGUCAUGGUGUUUCUAGACAAGAGAGCGUUUGAAAUGGAGUGGCGACUUGUACUGAUCGGUGUUUUGAUCCUGGUCAGCUUUUUGCAGCCUCAAGGUGACAGGGAAGAGGAACUCACUGGAGAAGCUAGCAGAUGUUGUGGAUAUAAUCCAGAAAUCUAGUUCUGAGGUUGCGCUGCAGAUGGCUGGACUCAGAUUCAUCACCAAGAUCUUGGAGGAUGAACCUGGUCAAGAGAGACAAGUCAUCAAAGUGGACAGUGGCCCUUCAGUCAGGUCAGUUCCCUUCCCACCCCAGGCAGUAGCAGUAGGAGGGCCACUUUCAGUUCCACUGCUUUGCAGGAGAAGGUGCCUCGGGGGGGGGGGGGAAUAUGAACAGGAUGUUAGCUGACUGAUCUUUGGUAAAAUCGGUCUUUCUUUUUUCUUUUAAUAAGUAGAUUAUGGGUUAUUGCUCCUUGGGGCUGAUUCACAUGUUAAAUGGGUGAGCCUUGGGCACACACAUCCUUCAUCCUUCUCUUCUCCCUUCAUGUACUUCAUGGUUUAUAGCAAACCAGUGUGACUUCAUGGUUUAUAGCAAACCAGUGUGCUAUUCCAUCUGAGCCCACUGCAUUUUGUUUUUUAAUUUUUUUUAUUAAAUUCUCUGUUUUACAAUUUAAAAUACUCAUUUUACCUCCUUAAGAUAUCAUUUGAUUUCCCUUCUUCUCUUUCCAUGGUUCAUUUUACAUAUCAUAAAUCCCUGCAUAUUUUAUAAAAACUAUAUCAUUCAGUAUUCCAUUACUGCAUCCGUCAAAACUUAUUUGCACUGCUGAAUUUAUCUUAAUGCUGCCAGCGUUUUCAGCUGUACACAAUUAAUUUCCCACAUAUUCAAUAAAUGUUUUCCAAUCUCCUUUAAACAUAUGUUCUUCUUGUUCUCUUAUUCUACAUGUUAAGCCUGCAAGAUGUGCAUAUUCUGUCAACUUAAGUUGCCAUUCUUCUGUUGGGACCUCGCUGGUUUUCCAUUUUGGGGCUAACAAUGGGGGGGGGCACACUGCAUUGUGAGUAUACAACACUUUGCCCAGCUUUGAUAUAACAGCAAGCAAUGGUUUGUUGCACACCAAGAAAUCAGGAAGGCAGGGAGAGGGGUGGGAGCAUGACACAUGCGUAACACUAAACCAUGGUUUCACAUGAUGUAUGUUCUUUAAAGAAGAAAAACAACAAGAGCAUGUUUUAGUUAUCCCAGGCCUUAGAUAAUGCAGCGUAUAAAUCCGAAUAAAGUGCAAAAUGAAUUGGGUGUCCUGUUCCAAAGCAAGCUUAGUUUUUUAUAUGUGCGUUCUUCUGAAUUUGGGGCAGCUCUUUCCCUGGACUCCAGCUUCUCCUCGGGAGAGACUCGUGUCAGAGCGUAGGCUGGGGCUUCCUCUGCCCAACUGUGAGUGACCAGCCACCUAUAGGGUAUAACAGGGGCCUUCUUGUUGUCCUCAGAGAGAAAAUGGUGAAGAUGCUGGUGGAGCUGCUGAGCAACCAAGUGAAGGAGAAGCUGCUGGUGGUGAUGGCACUGCGCCUGCUUUAUGUGUUCAUGGCAAAGUACGAUUGGAGAGUUCUCUUUGCCACGGAAGGCGGGGUGCGUGCCGUGUUGGGCUGCAUGCAGGAAUAUCCCGCAUCAGCCUUGGUCCAGCAGGCUGGCUUAGCAGUAAGUGGAAUGUGGGGGGGGGGGAGGGUUGCCUGAUGGAGUAUGGAAUUGGGGGGGUGUUGGCAUCUUAUUCUUUAAGCAAAUGGAAUGAGGGAUUGGCAUGACAGAUUUAAAAAAACAACAUAUUUGCAGUGUAGCAAUAGUGUUAGUCUAUUGCGGCAAAAGCGGCCGGCAGUUUUGUGGCACCUUAGAAGCCUAACAUGAGAGUUUAUGCCAUAGUUUUUUUGUUUUUCGUUUGCCUUUUUAAGGUACUGUCAGACACUUGAAAAAUGUAUUAGCCUCUUCCUCGUGUUUAGAGCGAUGGACUAUGAAUAGUGGAUACCUGAUAAUAAUUGAUAAUAGGAUAACUUUUGGGAGUUAAUGGCGCAUAAUAAAUUGCAUGGAUAGCACACCUGCUUCUGAAAAGGUGGAUUUUUACACAGAUACCACUUUUGCCUAGAAGUUUACAUGUACUCCAUCAUAUUUGGUGACUGCACAGGUCUAUUUCAUCUGUUUGUAGAAAGUGUAACUUGUGUGAACAGGAGGGCCAGGAAGAAUCAAAAGCAUAUCCCCUAGCAUGUGGCAAAUGGGUCAGGGAAGCAUAUUGACCUGUGACAAGAGAAUGCCAAGCAAGGUUUUCUAGAGUUGUUCAGGAGUCGUUGCACUUGUGAGAAUGGGCCACCAUUCAAAAAACUGAAUUACAAUGGAAAGGGUGGGGGUUGCUAUUGCUGGGAAGGGCUUUUAACGUUUGCAAUCUUGAUUCCGUUCCUGCUUUUUGCCCUUCUAGGCCCUGAAAGUCCUGGUGGGUGCUGGGAAUUGUGAGCUUCUGGGCAGCAGUGGGAAGGCUAACCCUCUGAACCACUCAGAUGCCCAGAUGAUGCGGGAGAUCUUUGCUAGCAUUGGUUCUGCUUCCGGCAAGGAUUCGGAUAACUUGCUCUGUGUCAUCUGUACAGCUAUUGAGAAGAUGUUGGGCACACCUGGGUAAGCUGAAAAGGGAUCCUUGGCAAGAUACUGAUAGGUUAACCAGUUAAACUUAAUUGAGGCUAAGGAUAGCCCAGUGUGUGGAGAUAAUAUCCCCUUGAUCAGUAGCAGCUGGUGGGGCAGAAGGCAGGGAGACCAGCAGCAGAUGGAGCAUGAGCCAAUCAGAGCCACCCUCACCUUGGUUGGCUGUUGCAUAAGAUGGUAGGAGGUGAGGCUGGCUGAGGUUGCUGCCCCUGUUUCUAUAGAGCAGAGUUUCCCAAACUUGGGUCUACAGCUGCUUUUGGAUUACAGUUCUCAUCAUCCCUGACCACCAGUUCUGCUAGCUAGGGAUGAUGGGGGCUGUCAUCCAAAAACAGCUGGAAACUCUGCUACAGAGCUUCUGGAGUGAAAUAAUUCUUUUGGAGGAAUCUAAUUAGUAUGCCAUGUUCUUAAUAUAUGGUUGACAUACGUCUGGAGUUUCCCGGACAUCCAUUAAUUUAUUUGUAUACCACCCUUCAUCAGAGGCGGAGGAAGGGGGUACAGUGGGAGCAAGCCGCCCCGGGUGUCACCACUGUGGGGGGUGACAAAAUGCCGGGCGGCACUCACCGUGGGGCCUGCAGUGCACUUGCAGGCUCCAUGCUGCCUCAAAUGGCCCACCCGCCCCCUCCCCCUCAGCUGUAGGGCGGCUGAGUGGGAGGAGGCAGGCAGACUCCUUGGAGGCCCUGUGGAGCAUCCUGCCCUGGCUGGCCCCGCCUCUGGGCGCAGAGCACGUGCGCCGCCCCAGGUGCCUGAUUGGCUUGCUCCGCCGCUGCCCUUCAUCUACAGAUCUCAUGGUAGUUCACAGCAUAAAAGCACCGUAUAAAAGCCACAAAAUAUAGUAAAAAUAAGAAAAACAAACCAAUAACCUCCCCUUGCACAACACAUUUAAAAGGACAUUGGAUGUCGAUCAACCAGUCUGACAGACGUCUUAUUUGCUGUUGUUUGAAUUGCUAGCUUCUCUGGAGCCGAUCAUUGCUGGUCUUGUAUAGUGCUGUUCAUUCGUUCUUGAAUAUAGUCUCUAAGGUAAUGCCAGUUGGGGCCGGACAGUCACCCUCUGCUUGCUUCUCCUUUUCCCAGGGCUUCAUCAGCAGUGCAGAAUGGACUCUUGGUGCUGAACAUGCUGAUCAACCAUCACAAGGGCCUGGCGGAGCAGCUAGGAAACUCUGACCUCCACGCCAUCCUGCAGAGCUGCUGCCGAGCUGGCCAGAGCUCCAACGAGAUCCUGGCUCGGAUAGUGCUGAAGAGUCUGGCUGAACAUAAGUUGCCACUGAGCCAGGAGAAUGCAGGUACGCAUGGCACUAGACCUACAGUUUCUGAUCCUUAGUCCCCCUUUGCAAUUUAAGUAUCAAACUGCAAAAGGCUUAGUUUCACUGGAUGAUGCGGGACAGAAAUCUUCCCAGUGCUUCCACGAGGAAGAAUCCAUUUCUAAAAAUGAGUUGUUUCAUAAAAUUUGUUAGUAACAAUAUAUGAAUGCCAAUACAAUAUUAGACAAGCUUGGCUCAAAGUUGUAAUUAGUUUUUUUCUCUCUCCAACUAAUUGUCACUAUGAAGUGUCUGAGGGAGUAAGUAGGGAAGAAUUCAAUGUCACGUUGAGACAAUCAUGCUAUUUCAGCUUGCCAGACGGAACAAUCCACCAUCUGUCAUGCCUCAUGUGCUGUUCUGGGGGAUCUCACACACAUCCCAAGCCAAUUCAGGGGCUGCACAGUGGAAGGAAUGAGGGGGAAACACCAUAAUGCAAGCGCAGGGCUUCUACUGAGAAGGGGACCCAUAGACAGGGUAAACCACAAAUGCAUAUCGGCCCAUAUCCAAAGUCGGUCAUAAUUAGAGCAGAACUAUUGAAAUCAGUGGACUUGGGUUGCUAAUUUCCAUGUGUCUCCUCUGUGUAUGACUAACAUUUAAUACCAUUCAGUAAUCCCAAACCAAAAGUUACACAAAGUGAUCAAUUCAUCAGUGAUUGGCUGCGCAGGUCGAUUCAUAAUCAAAGCCAACAUUCUUACUUCAUCUCAACCUGCAGCUGAAAGCAAAACCAAUGCUGUGAUUAAUUCUCGUUUCGUUUUCAACCAACGCACAGUGUCAGUAUCUCAUUUUUCUUUUAUGGAGCCAGGGAAAUUGUUUAUGUAUAGACUCACUUGGGGGGACGGACACUUUAUCGAAAGAGGAAACUGGUUCAAGUAAUUCUGAAUAAGAUCUGCCUCCCUCUAAUGGGCGGGGUUCAUAAUGGUAGUGCAGUUGUCACUCUGCCCCCUCCCCCCAACUGCUGAUACCACUGGACGGGAUUCACCUAAUGAGCCCCAUCAGUGAAAGCUCUUCAGAAGGAUUUCUGCUUGCUCAGCUGGGCUUCCUGCCCCUCCCUGCGCCCCAAGUUGGCUUCGGUGAGGACUGCAAGACUAGUGUAUGGCGAGGGAGGGGGGAUCACUCCACCCAGCAAGCUGAAAUGCUUGCAGAGAGUGUGAUAUUGAAUUCCACCCAGUGUGUAUUCUCACAGCAUAGACCAUUAACCUUUUACAUUGAACUAUAUAUAAAGCCCUUUAUACAUUUUUACGAUAUAAACUUUUGCCUCGGAGGUGAUUGCUCCACAAGCCUUUUGGAACAACAUAAGAGCAGAGGCUACUUUUUAAUUUUGUUUAAUUUUUUUUCCUUCUGGAAACCCCUACAUCACUGACUUCAUUUCCGUCAAACUCUGCCUUGUGCUACUAGAAGGUGUAUGCAUGGAAUGCCUGGUCUCCUUUGCCUGCAAAUUCAAGCAAGGUCUUCUGUACUUAACCUUGGAGAAGAUUGGUCAUGUGCGUUUUGCUCGCUUACCCUUCUGGAACCCAGUGUACUUGGGCCUUUCAUCCAUAACCCUCCUUUCCACAGUGAACUGCUGGUGUUAUGACUCUUUCUCUCUCUAGGAGAGUGAAAGAUGUGAGGCUUAAAACCACCAGCAAUUCCUCAUGUGGCUUUUCUAAUCGUACUCAACAAGGCAUGAUCACCAACUAAGAUUCUUCCACGACUCAUUUCAGGAGAGUGCCAUUCUAAUUCACAGGGAUCCUAUCCUCAUCUCUCCUUUUCUCCCUCCCCAGAGUCUGAGACCUCCUUUGAGCUGAAGGACAUGGAUGUCCCCACCCUGCUGAAAAACCUCCAGGAGACCAACUUCUCCAAGGAGGUGGUGCUAGCCCUGGAACGCUGCCUUUGUGAUGAGGGUGUCUGCCCCGAGGGCAAUGGCACCGAGCUUUUGCCAGACCGUGAGCACUUCUUGAUGUUGAUGAAAACCCUUGAACAGCUGGGAGCCGAGAAGACUGUGCAGAUGGGCAUGCUGAGGUGAGCUGGAAAAGAUGGAAGCGCGGCUGUGCCUGGGUCGGAGGCUGCAAAAAUGGUGGGGCAUGUCUUGUCAUCGGGUGGAGAGGGAUGCUACAGAAGAGUGUUAAGGCAAAUUGGAUGCUGGGAGACCAAUGUCCCUUUAGUAAAGGUAAAGGGACCCCUGACCAUUAGGUCCAGUCGUGGCCAACUCUAGGGUUGCGGCGCUCAUCUCGCUUUAUUGGCCGAGGGAGCCGGCGUACAGCUUCCGGGUCAUGGCGAACCAGAGCAGCGCACGGAAAUGCCGUUUACCUUCCCACCGGAGUGGUACCUAUUUAUCUACUUGCACUUUGAUGUGCUUUUGAACUGCUAGGUUGGCAGGAGCAGGGACCGAGCAACGGGAGCUCACCCCGUCGCGGGGAUUCAAACUGCCGACCUUCUGAUCGGCAAGUCCUAGGCUCUGUGGUUUAACCCCAGCACCAUCCGCGUCCCUGUUGGACUUGGAGAGUUGUUGUCUAAGCGGGCAUCAUGUAUGCGGGGCCUACGUUUAUAGAUUUUCAUCUUCUGGUAGGUGUGGAAACCUGUGCAACUUCUUAAAACUUGGAAUCCAGGGAUUUAGGACUCCGUGAACGGGGAGGUUCUCCAGCAGAGACAAUGUAGGGAAGCUGUAGUCCUUCAGACCGCAUGUGAAGGAACUAAGCAGAGGACACCGGUGUUGAGAGGUGGCUUUUAUGAUCAGAAUUAUGAGGGAGAAUGCUUGGUGGGUUGCUGUGGCUGUUGCCAAUCAGUUCUGGGGGAUUCUCAAGGCAAUCAUGUGCUAUUACGGGGGUGGCAUUUCUUGUAGGAGUUGUAGUGAGCUUGACUUGUGGAGGAGUCUCCGUUCUAUAAGGUUCCCGAGCAUCUUAAAAGCAAAAUGAAAAGAAGAAUUGUCUUGCUUUAGAAAGAGAGACGUUAUUAGAAUGGACUCUUGAGCUGCAGGGGCAGCCCUGUUGCACUUGGGUCCAAGUCAAGGCAGAACUUGCCGUUUCCCCUCUUAAACGUUUUCUGUUUGUUGCAGGAUUUUGAAUAAGUUUUUGGACAGUACCCAAGAGGAUGCACUGCCCUGGCAUGAGUGCAUUGAGCCCUGCCUGUCCUCUCUGAGCGCCAACAGCAAUGACCGGGAGGUGAGGGACUCAAUGGGUAUAUGGCUUGAAAUACUGAAAGCAGGAGGGGCUGGUGCGGUGGAAGUCGUUUGAAGAUUGUCCAAGAUGAAGAAUAAGAUUGGGCAUCUGUAUUGUAUACUAAGAUGUAAAUCCCUAACCAAAUUUAGUCAACAAAAAGCAUUUUUUUGCCCUGCUAGAACCUCACAUUUCAAGCUUAGAAGUGUGUUGGCGAAGCUCAUGGCUUCAGCUCUGCAGCCGGGGCAGCUGAGUCACCAGGGAUGGGUGUUCUGGGACUGGCAAAUGUGCAUAUGGAUAAAUAAACCAAGCCAGUUGCACCUCAAUUGUCAAUCAUUAUUUCAGUCCAUCCUUUUAAACAGUUGCUCUCCAGGUCACUUUAAGCAACCAUAUGGGGGAGCUUUACAAAAAGCUGGGCUUCCUUUGCCUUUCUUUGCUAGGCCUGUGUGGUCAGAAUGGACUUAAAAUAAUAAAUGUCUGUUUUGUGGCUUGAAACCUCUGAGUUUGUGUGUAAGUAAGGCUGCUAGACUGUCAACUUGCCCUGGCAAAUUCAAGGAAUAUAAAAACUUAGCUAAAUGAAAGCAAGUAGCUGAUUUGGUGGGGCUAACCCAAAAGACCAGACAUGCCUGUGGAACAAAAAUACAAGGAAACCCCCACGAGGAAGGUCCUAGAGCAGGAAUGAGGAACCUGUGACCUCCCAAGGACUACAACUCCAGUCAUGCUGGUUUGGGGCUGAUGGAAGUCCAACAACAUCUGGAGGCUACAAGCUCUCCAUCCCUUUUCUAGGGAGCUUGUAAUCCAUUCUUGUAACCACCUUGCACCUCCCUUCCAGAAGCAGGAAACUGCUCAAGAUGAGUCUUAGUGUGCUUCUGUGUGGUCUUGCACCUUGGUCUUCUACAAGAUCAAAGUCUGUCCAUAGAUUGAAUAGUACUAACUGGGGCACCGUCUUCCUUCACUAAACUGAAAGCCAGAGUUUACAGAACUGAAGCUGUGCUAGAGUGCAGUGGAGCCAGAAACCCACAAGCAUGUAGAUGCAUUUGAAGCCAUAGUCUGUUGACUUCUGGUCUGACAGCUUUUUCCCAAAGGGGGAAAUUUGGAGACGAAGCCUUAGCCCACCUGGGGAAUAUAUCAGGAGACAGCUUAAAGACGGGAAUGGAGUUGCAGAGGAUGGCUGUGGCUUCUCCAGAGCUGUUCAGAACGUUGUUGAAGAACCCAGCCCUGUGUCCCACCAUUUUCUCAUUGCUGUCUUCCUCAUCUGUAGGUUGUGCAGGAGUUCAUUCGCUUCCUGCAUCGCCUGGCCACCACAAACAAAGACUGUGCCGUGGUGAUGAGUCGUGUGGGCACAAAGGAGGCGCUCACCAAAGCGAUGGACAGGUACAACUCCAAUCUGCUGCUAGUGACGGAGCUGCGUGACCUGGUGACCGACUGCGAGAAAUACGCCAGCCUUUAUAAGAAGAUGACCACCAGCAUCCUGGCUGGCUGCAUCCAGGUGACUCUGAGACCAGGGUGGGGUAAUGAGGCUUGGGGUGGCUGGCCAGGUAACAGGAGGGAGGGCAUGGAGUGUCAGCAACCUGGCCAGUUAUGUCUGGUAAACCAGAGGAGGUCAGCCUGAGAUUGGUGGUCCUCUUUUGAAGCUCUGGGGAUCUGUUCUCUUCUCCAUCCCCCAUAAUACAUUUGACUGGCUGCAGAUGGUGGAGCUCCCCUAAAAAGAUGCUUGGUGAAUUUCUAGGCUCUCUUCAGCAGUUUGGGCUACUGAAAUUGAAGGGAUCAAAAGCCAAAUACUUUGUCCUGAUCAUGUCUUGAGCUCUACUAAGAAUGCCUCUGUUUGUUCCUCUGCCCCUCUUGCUCCGACAGAUGGUUCUGGGUCAGAUAGAGGAGCACAGGAGGAGCCACCAGCCUAUCAACAUCCCUUUCUUUGACGUGUUCCUGCGCAACCUUUGCCAGGGUGAGCGACUCAUUUGGGCAAGGAAGCAAGUGGCGGCUGCAUUGGUGUGAAGCCUGAUCCAAUUCAACUUUGCUUUUUGGUCUAGGUUCCAAUGUGGAGGUGAAGGAAGACAAGUGUUGGGAGAGGGUGGAAGUCUCCUCAAACCCCCACCGAGCCAGCAAGCUGACAGAUAGGAACCCAAAGACAUACUGGGAAUCCAAUGGCAGCACUGGCUCUCACUACAUCAAUGUUUACAUGCAUCGUGGAGUGGUGGUCAGGUGGGUCCUGGUGGGGUUCACUGAGGAAUCUCUUUGCCCAGGUUGGGUUGGGGGAUUUCCUAGGCAGCAAAGUAAGGGUGGGCUUGAGUGCGUUGGUGCAGUUGGCACCUCUAAGGUUUUAGGGAGAAGCUCACCUGGCUGCUUGGUUUUCUUUACGAGCGAUUCUCGGGGAACAGAGGUGAGAACUGUGGAUAUUUUUCAUGCCAGGCAUAUUGUGAAACGCUUCUGGCUUUCAGGGCAGAUGACCUCACCAGCUUUGUGAAGGGUGCUGGGAUUCUUCCAGGGGUUUAGCUUGAACGCUUGUUUCUUUCCUCUCCUGGUGUAGGCAGAUGACUCUGUUAGUGGCCAGUGAGGACUCCAGCUACAUGCCAGCCCGGAUCGUGGUCAUGGGAGGAGAGAACUCUUCCAACAUCACUACCGAGCUCAUUACUGUGAGUGCUGCAAUCUUUCUGUAAAUCUGUACUGCUCUGGCCAUGAACUUCAGGUCAGAAGGGCUCACAUUUGAAAGUUAUUUCACCAUAUUGCUGCAAUCUGGACCCAAAUUAUCAAUAUUUGACAUAGAGCAUGUAUCUGUGUUGAAUUGCCUGACACUGGAGUGAUUUCCUAUUGGAGAUUUCCUAUUUCUACUGGACCUGCCUCUUGCCUACCUGCCUUUCCUUAUUUCCUAGUGGCUAUUCUACCCUUCUUCCCAUCCCCAGCUAUUUUUAGGGGUAUAUUAGAAAUUACAUCAAUGAGCAGGGAAAGAUUUAGCUUGCCUUAUUGAUAAUGCAGAAAAAUGAAGGAGGUUUUCUCCAUUGCAGAAGACAUAACAUCUAUUGAGAGGAUCGUCUCUUUAAAUCUCUCUUUCCAUUUCUGUCCUAUGGAGCAGCUUCCUGAUCUCCCUAAAAGCUGCCUAUGUACCUUUGCUGUGGUGUGAAUUGUUUGGUUUUACAUUCUCUACAGUUGUAGUGAGAAGGGCUCUGGUUCUUUACAUCAACGGGGGGAACGCAGAGAAGAAGGGUGUGCACAGGGGCAGGGGGCUGGAUUGUUAACUGCAUUAGCACUUCUAGCUCAAGGUGAGACUCUGGCUCUUUUCCUUACAGCUGAAUGUCCUGCCAUCAGCCAGCAGGGUGGUUCUUCUGGAGAACAUGGCCCGCUUCUGGCCCAUCAUACAAAUCAAAAUCAAGCGUUGUCAGCAGGUAGGGAUGUACAGUGGAACGGAGAGGAGCUUUGAUAUCCUGCACAAUUAGUUUCUGCACAUUAAUAGGGCAUUUAUUUUGAAUUCCCAAGCUCGCCCAUCCGCACACCUUCUCUCAAAAUAGCAUUAGUGUUUCUGGAAUAUUGCAUUUUCCAAGCAUUUGAAGGAUUGAGAUCCGUACCUGAGAAAAUGCAGCGCUUCUCAAGGAGGAAUAGAUUUGUCGUAAUGACAUUGUGGAAUGUUGUUAAUGCGAGUGCAGAGGGUAUAGAUUGUGAGACGACAAGUGACAAAUAAACAGCUUAACACUUUGUAGCUUGGUCACAUUCUGAUAGUUUUUCAUGGAUGCUGCACUGUUUUUUGGAACUUUUUUGGUUCGCACAAACAUUUUGCAGCUCCUUUACAGCACAUCUCAUAUGCAGAAGAGCAUGGCUAUCUUUCAAAAGACAAAGAGCAGCUACUACAUAAAAGAGUGUAAAACACAGUACUCUUCUGUGUUAAGUGGGUGGAAUAUGGCUCUCUUAUUGUUAUACCAUAACUUGGAGAAAUAUGUUCAUGAGUGUGGGUGGGCAAACUUUGAUCAUAUGGAAAUAGCGAGUUCCUUCUUUAUACAUAACACAUUGCCUUAUUGGAGAAGUCCAUGUCGUUCUCAGGGGGGCAUUGACACUCGCGUGCGUGGCAUCGAGGUGCUGGGCCCCAAGCCCACCUUCUGGCCCAUCUUCAAGGAGCAGCUGUGCCGGCGCACGUACCUCUUCUACACCACCAAGGCGCACACCUGGUGCCAGGAAAUCUCGGAAGACCGGAUGCAGCUGCUGCAGCUCUUCAACAGGUCUUGCCCUUUCCCUGGGGCCGCAGGUGGGGAGGGGCAGGGUGUCCUGCGGGGCAGGGAGGGGUCUCCCUCUUGCGCUGGGAAGGGGGUCCACAUUCCCAGCCCUUCCCACGCUUACCCCAAGACAGGGUUUCCCAAACUUGGGUCUCCAACUGUUGAUGGAUUACUAUUCCCAUCAGCCCUGAUCAUACGUCCUGCUAGGGAUGAUGGGAGUUGUAGUCCAAAAACAGCUGGAGACCCAAGUUUGGGAAACCCUGUCGGAAGAUAUCCAUCCUGCUCCUCCCCCCCCUUCCAUCUCAGUAAUAAUAAUAAUAAUAAUAAUUUUAUUAUUCAUACCCCACCCAUCUGGCUGGGUUUCAUGUUGUUCAAGCUCCUGCCCUGCUUUGUCCCGCACCCUGUGCAGCCAUUGCUUCUCAGCCCAUUUGCCCCUGAGCUCCAAAGGCCUCCAAGCGUCGCCCAAGUCAGCAGCUGACCCUCCACCCCUUUGCCCUUUCAGGUUGAACAGUGCCUUGCGCCACGAGCAGGUCUUUGCCGACCGCUUCCUUCCCGACGACGAAGCUGCCCAGGCCCUGGGCAAGACCUGCUGGGAGGCUCUGAUCAGCCCGUUGGUGCAGAGCAUCACCACUCCAGGUAUGGCAUCUCCUUCCUGGCACAAGUCCUCAGGAGCCACACCCUCCCCCCCAACCCUCUCCCACCAGCCCACCGUGUUUACUCAUUCCAGCCCUCCAGAUACCACCGGCAUCAGCCCCCGUUACUGGCUCCUGAGCCAAUACCUGGAGAACCUGGAGGCUUCCCGGAGCAGCAAAAGCCGGGCGGCCAUCUUCAACUCUCGCGUCCGGCGCCUGAGCCACCUGCUGGUGCACGUGGACUCCAGCAGCCCUGAGGCCGAGGAGCUGAAGCCCCCCGUGAAAUCCAGUGAGUGUCUCCCUGCUUGGGCAGUUGGGCAGCCCAGGAGGGGCAGGUCCCCUUUCCCAAUUGAAGGGGGGAAGGUCGCCGCAGAGGAGCCUCUGGGGGCCAGGCAGACCUUGGCAGGAGAGCAAGAGUGUCUUUGGCGUCCGGGGCUGCAAGGGGGGUGGCGCUGGAGGAAGAACUGGGGAGGGAGGAGAGCCCUCAAGGUCCCGUAUAGUCAGAAGUGGGUGCCUGGGUGCUCCGGUCCCCGUGAAUAACGCCGCACAACCCCCACUUUGCAGACGGGAAGAACGGGAAGAACAAAGAGUCGAGCUCUGGGACUGUCAAGGCAGCCGUGAAGAAGCCCAGCAGCACCACUGGCAUCACCCAGUGCUGGAAAGGGGUGGUCCAGCAGCAGGUAGGGGGAGCAGAGGACCAGGCGCGAAUGGGGGUGCCAAGCAGGGUGACUCUCCAUUGCUGCAAACAGAUGUCUUCCUGGCCACGUCUUCCAUGGCAGACCAUUCACUAGUCCUGCUGCGUUGUUCUCACUGUGUCUGCAUGCAGCUGCUUCCCUGCCUAUUAAGGAGUUACUGGGAAGGCAGCCUUGGGGAGAGCUGAGGCUGCAGACUCUCCCAGGAAAGGGGGUUUCCUGGCUCCAGGCUCUACGUGGUGCUGCUAAAUUAGGUGGGAGCCUCGUUCUGAUUUUGACACUUCUGCCCCAGUUCUAGUCACAUGCCCAGACUUUCCUGACGACUGACAGCCAAUCAAAAGAUGAGCUAAAGGGUGUUUAGCGCUACCCAGGACAGGCAACCAGCCAGGCAUCCCUGCCCGCAGGAAGACUUCCAGGCAGGCCCCAGGGAGCCAGAGAAGGGCGUGUGGGUUGCUCUGACCCUGUUGUGCUCCUGCCGUCCCUCUGCCCAGGUGAAGCUGUUCCUGGAGUCCUCCUGGCAGGCCCCGGACUUUGUGGAGCGCUACUGCAACACCUACCUGCGCCUCCGCACCGCCAUGGAGGAGCUCUUUGGGCAGCAGAUGUCCUUCAUGUUGGCCCUGUGCCACGGCUUCUCGGGGGGUCUGCUGCAGCUCUCCUUCCUGACAGCCAUGCAUGUGAGUAAGGGCAGAAGGGGGUGGGGGGCACGGCCUAGUCACGGGGGAGCUCAUUUGCAGGAACUGUCCCUCUGACACCCCCCCCCCGGCUCUGCAGGCAGCCUGGCCUUGCCCCUUGCACUUCCAGGGAUGUCAGACGUGGCCUCAUCUCAGAGCCUGCUUGGCUCCCCUGGCCUGAUCACAGAGCAGCCAGCCUCCCCCUCUGGGAUCUUCCCCAGAUGCCUUGUCCAUCCCCUUGCCUGGAGGCGUUGCUGCUGGUUUGAGGGAGGAAUCCCCUCCGCCCCCCUCGCCCCCCCUCCCUUCAUGGAAGCUCCACCUGCUUCUUCUCCCGGCUUCAACUGGUGCCUCUUGCUCUGUGGCCAACAGGUGAGUGAGCAGUUUGCCCGCUACAUCGACCGGUGGAUCCAGGAGAGCUGGGCGGACUCUGGCAACGUGGAGACUUUGCGGCGCCUGCAGCAGAGCCUGGAGCCCGUCCUCUUCCUGGCAGGCCUGGAGUUGGCCAACACCUUCGAGCACUUCUACCGGUGAGGAGGCCUUCGUGGGGCAGAUAUGCGGAAUCGUAGUGGGGAGGGAAGGGCCAGAGAUCAGGGGCGAGAGCAGCUGCCGUACAGGUAGAAGGUCUUGGGUUCAGUCUCCAGGAAGGAGGGAGAUAUUCCUGCCUGAAGCCCUGGAGCCACUGCCAGUCAGUGGAGGGACCAAGGGACCUGGCUCAGUCCAAGGCAGCUUCCCAUAUUCCCAAGGAGCUGCUUAUCACGUUGUUCUGGGAGACGGCGCAGGCGUCGGGCAGGAAGUGGUGCAGCCUGUUCCUGGCACUUCCAUAAGGAAGAAUGACUUGAGAGCACCAGUUCAGCUGCUGGGUUCCUUCCUCCCUUCCUCCCUUCCUCCCUUCCUUCCUUCCUUCCUUCCUUCCUUCCUUCCUUCCUUCCUGGGUCUCUUGUCCGUGAGGCUGGCCUGCCCUGCAGGAGGAGCGAGGGGGGUCUGGGCUGAUGGGUCUUCCCUCUCUGCUUGCGCAGGUACUACCUGGGAGACCGGCUCCUGUCUCAGGGCAAGACGUGGCUGGAGUGUGCGGUGGUGGAGCACAUUGGGCUCUGCUUCCCCAACCGCUUCCCCCAGCAGAUGCUGAAGAACCUGAGUGAGCUGGAGGAGCAGCAGCAGCAGUUCCACCUCUUCCAGCUGGAGCAGCUCGACAAGCACCUGCUGGAACUCGACCAGGACGGGAACUGGGAGGCGGAGGAGGAGAUGGAGGAAGGCGAGGUGAGAGGCGAAGGAGGGACCAGCAGGGCAGAGCCCCAUCCCUGUGGACCAUGCAGGAGGUCCUCUGCCCCCAAGGCCUUUUCUUCCUCCGCUGACACUGCCUGGGCAGCCCCCACUGUCCGCCAAAGCCACAGACCUUCUGUAUUUCCCCAGAUGGUGGAGGCGCAGCAGCUGUUCUCUCGGAAGGAAGAGGCCGAGGUGAAGGUGCUGGCGCUGUCUCCACGCUGUUGGACCAUCUCCUCGUUCUGCUACCUGGAGGAUCCUGCCAGGUUCUUCCCAGAAUCCCUCAGUCAGCACCUGAGCAAGUUUGCUGACUUCUACACCCAGAGUGAGUGCCAGGCUGUUUUUGAGCCCAGCCCUGCCUCUCUCAGGCUGAGUUUCUGGGGGGCAGGUGGACCCCACUUUGACCCAAGACUCUGAACUUGGAAAUGAGAACCAUCAAACUAUCUAUAAAGAAAUGAUACAAACCUUCGCAGGGAGCUGUGAGUCUUUAAACCAUCCUUUGAGAGAGGCAGCAUUAAGAGUUUCAUAAUCUUUGGGAAAUCUGGCUAAUCUACAGAACGUGGGAUGAGACAAUUUGAAAAACAACAAGAUUUGUGUUUUGUUCAUGCUUCUCCAACCCCAGUAUUGUGAUAUCCUGUCCUUGAGCAGAGAGGCAGAGAGAGUGCUGCCCGUCUUGCCGCAGUAUUUCUCCCUGACCGUUGCCUUUGUCUUUCUCAGGUCAGAGCCGCUUUGGGCUGGAGCACACCAAGCCGCGGCGUUUGCAGUGGACGUGGCUGGGCCACGCGGAACUUGAGUACCAGGGCUGCCUCCUGCACGUCUCCACCCUGCAGAUGUACAUCCUCCUCUGCUUCAACACUGCCGAGGUCUGACACUCCCUUCAUCCCCACUUGCUUGCCACCAGCAGGGCAUAUUCCGUGACUUAGAAGCAGUCACCCUCUGAAUUUUGCACAGCAGAGUUGAAAGUCCUGCAGGGUGGGAACUGAUCCUUGCAGAUCUCAAGGAUCCUCACUGGGACCCAGCCCCUGUUAAGCAAAUGCUGGAUGUGCUCUGACGGGAGGCACUUUGCUUACUCUGCAGAUCCGUUUAGCCUGCCUUUUGUCAUAGAGCCAGGAUCUUUUGUGCAUGACUAGAGUGGGGAUGGUGGGAAGUUUGGGGUGGAAUUAGAUCAAUGGCACUAGAUUAUAGAAUUGUAGAGCUGGAAAAACCUCAAGGGUCAUCUAGUUCAAUCCCCUGCAAUGCAGGAAUCUUUUGCUCAGCAUGGGACUCGAACCCACAACCCUGAGAUUAAGUGUCUCUCCCGAUUGAGCUACCAAGGUGGAGGGUGUUCACCAGCCUGUGUUCAGCCAGAUAGCUUAUCUGAUUGAGGCUGUAGGUGGCUUCUGGAUCCUGUUGCUGAGAAUUGAGCGGCUGCAGGCAGUUGUUGCCCGAAUUCAGUGAAAAUGUUAAGACCUACAGAAUUGGUGAGAGCUUAAGGUUACAUAUUCUGAGACAGACAGCCAAGAAUCUUUCACCCCAGAGCCUCAGCACUGCAGUUUGGGGCUUGGAAACAUUACUCCAUGCUUUGCAAUGGUGCUGCAGUCCAGGUGCGACCUGGGCUGAGUCUUCCAUCAUUGUACUGGGCAUCUCUUUGCCUGUGAGCUCUUCUUCCUUGGGAGCACUGCAAACAGACCAGCAUGAUGGCCUAAGGCGCAGGACCCUGAAACCCGGGGGCCAAAUACAGCUGUCUAGUCCUCAGAACGUUUCCCGAGGCCACACACCCCUCAGUGGUCCCAAAUGUUGUGUGUGUGGCUGGAAUCCAUUCUUCUUCUUUUACGUAUAAGUUUUAUUUUUGCAUUUUCUAUUUUACAUAAACAAAUGAAUUAAAUGUAUAAGCAUAUAAUCCCUUUUGACUCCCCCCCCCCCCCGUUGUGGUUUUUAAUGUAAUAAUUUUCCUCUCUGCAUUUCUUUUAUUACUCCAUUUUUAUAAAUCCUUUGUCAAUCCAUAGUUCAAAUUUUUACUACAAGUUUUCUGUCAAUCCUACCAAUGUAUGUAAUUGUUUACAAUAGCUUUUUAAAUAAGUUACAAACUUUCCCCAUUCUUUAUUUAAAGGCCUCCUCUUCCUGGUUUCUAAUUCUUCCCAUAAGUUUUGCCAUCUCAGCAUAGUUCAUCAAUUUUGCUUGCCACUCGUCUUUGGUCGGCGUUGUACCAUCUUUCCAUUUUUGGGCUAGCAGAGUAUGCACAGCCGUGGUCGUGUACAUAAAUAGUUUCGUCUGAUCCUUUGGGAUCUCUGGUCCUAUAAUACCUAAAAGAAAAGCUUCUGGUUUCUUAGGAAAUGAUAUUUUCAACAUUUUCCCCCAGUUCAUUGUACAGUGGUACCUUAGUUCUCAAACUUAAUCUGUUUUGGAAGUCCAUUCCAAAACCAAAGUGUUCCAAAACCAAGGCACGCAUUCCCAUGAAAAGUAAUGCAAAAUGAAUUAAUCCGUUCCAGACAUUUAAAAACAACCCCUAAAACAGCAAUUUAACAUGAAUUUUACUAUCUAAUGAGAACAUUGAUCCAUAAAAUGAAAGCAAUAAUCAAUGUACUGUACUAUAAAAUAAAUAAGACAUGGAGAUGAUAAAAAUUAAAAUUAAUUCUUUUUCUUACCUGCACUGAUGAUAGUCGUUGUUUGGAUGGGGGGCUUUUAUCCAUUUCCGCUGUCACACAGUCAAUCAAUCAGUAGCUGAACUGGGUUUCACACAGUCACAAACAAAAAUUAACCGAAAAAGCCUCAAAAACAAAAACGCAAAAUAAAUAGCAAAAGCAAAAGCGCCAAACUUAAUCCGUUUGACUCCUGAAAUGUUCAAAAACAAAGGUGCAGCUUCUGAUGGUGCAAGUGCCUCAGAAACUAUAGCCGACAGCUGCAUUGGAUGUUUGGCUUCCGAAAAACGUUCGAAAACUGGAACACUUCCAGGUUUUCAGAGUUUGAGAACCAAAGCGUUUGAGAACCAAGGUACCACUGUAUAUCAUUUCCCAGAAGUAUAAUGUGUAGAAAGUAGCUUACUGUUCAAAGGUAAAAUGUACACUCAUUGUUCUGCCUACUUUUGCCUCUAGACCCACCUUCAUUAGCAUGUGGGCCUUGGAAGCUUCUCCGCUGACAUAAGGGUUCCACCCUAAAAAGUCGGUUUUCUUUUAUUGCAUUUGCAGUAUUCCUUGCAAGAACUCUGGGGCCGAAAGUCUAGAUGCCCCAGUAUUUCUUUGCUUCUCCCUUUUCCUCUGUGUACUCACCUUCAUUUCUAUAACCCCCCCCCCCUUAAUUUUCCUAGGAGGUUUCGGUGGACACACUGUUACAAGCCACGGAUCUUUCCCCUGUUCUCCUGCAUCAUGCGCUGAAACCUCUAACAAACGAGAAUGGGAUCCUGACCCAGAGUCAGAGUAAGUGUGGGGUUCAGAGGAGGAGGAAACAGGGUGGAUAAAAAUAAAAAAGUCAGAUUUUUUUAUUUAAAUCGGAUUUUUAAAAUAAAAUGCUUUUGGAGGAAAAAUAUUUCUAAAGAUAGUUUUCUAUUUGAGUUACAUUGUAGUCCAAAGGCUAUUCAUCAGGAAAUGAGGAUUUGUUUUAAGUUUUUCAUGUGUGCUAAAACUCAGUCUAAGGUGGUGGUGUUGUUUUUUAAACCAUUUAACCACAUCAGUUAACAAACAUGGAUACAUAUGCUACAAUGUUACUGUUUUAGUUAAAUAAAUUGUUUAAAUUGUUAUUAAGGAAAUGAUUAUUUUUCUCCUUCCAAUAAAGUACAGCAGAAAAGUAGUUGUCCAAAUAUAAACAGUUAACUUACUAAACCUCACAAUAUUUUCAUUAUUAUCUAUGUCAGUGUAUUUCUAAUAGUAUAACUAAAUCAGUAAUUUUUUAUAUAACUGUAAAAACUACUCUGAAAAUUUAUUCUUCCAAAUAUGAAACCUUCCUCUGGUUGUAAAUAUUAAGAUUAUACCAGCUAGAAUGAGUCUUUCUGUAAAAAAAAGAAGAUUUAAAUUGUGAUUUAAAUUGAUUUGAUUUAAAUCAAAUCCACCCUGGGAGGAAAGGACCUUGAUUCCCUUGGGAAGCUAUCCCAGCAAUGUGGGUGGGAUUUUGACUCCUGCCAUGCAUCAGUUAAGUUUGCCAUGUCAGAUGGUGCAGAUGAGGUUAGGUAUUGCAAGAGGGGAAACCUGUGCCGUGAAUUGAAGCCCCGUAUUCUUUUAUUGUACCUUUAAUAUUUUGUUGGAAGCCGCCCAGAGUGGCUGGGGAAACCCAGCCAGAUAGGCGGGGUAUAAAUAAUAAAUUAUUAUUAUAAUUAUAUAGAUGUCUUGAGGCUGAACGAAGGGACACUGAGCCAAAUGUCCGGCCAGCGCCUGUGGCUGUUGCCCAAGCAGACCUACUUGAAUGUGGAAGAGAACGAGGGCAGCGCUCUGGAGAGGAAGAGGAACAUCAUCUGCUGCCUCCUUAUCCAGAUCUUGAAAGAAGAGAAAGAGAUACACAUUGACAACCUGGUGUUCAAGGUAUGGAACGCAGGGACGGGGCCUUGCAGCGCAGUCCGACUGGUAGGUGAAGCGCAGGGACUAACUCAUUCCUCUUGCCUCUCCCAGGUGAUCGAUGCCUGCCAGAAAUGGGAGUCUGGCUCAGCUCUGAAAUUCUUGAGCUUCUGCUGCAGCAGCACGGAUGUCCUGUCCUGCAUCCUGCACUUGCUGAGCCAGGGCUACAUCCUGCGCCAGGAAGAGAACCCGCAGCUGCUGGAGUACAUCUGUGCUGAGCCCACCACACCUCACCGGGGCCAAGCUCAGCUCAUCUUCCAGAGCACCGAUUGCCAAAAGGCCAAGGCUUCUUCUGGGACAGACCCUGGCAACAAAUUGCCUUUCAGGUAACGAGCUUUUUUGUUUUGUUUUUCAAUUAAUACUUUUUAUAAUAAUAAUUAUUUAUUAUUUAUACCCCGCCCAUCUGGCUGAGUUUCCCCAGCCACUCUGGGCCGCUUCCAAUUGAGUGUUAAAAACAAUUCAGCAUUAAAUAUUAAAAACUUUCCCUAAACAGGGCUGCCUUCAGAUGUCUUUUAAAGAUAAGAUAGCUGCUUUUUUCCUUCACAUCUGAAGGGCGGGCGCCACUACCGAGAAGGCCCUCUGUCUGGUUCCCUGUAACCUCACUUCUCACAAUGAGGGAACCGCCAGAAGGCCCUCGGUGCUGGAUCUCAGUGUCCGGGCUGAACGAUGGGGGUGGAGACGCUCCUUCGGUACACAGGACCAAGGCCGUUUAGGGCUUUAAAGGUCAGCACCAACACUUUGAAUUGUGCUCGGAAACGUACUGGGAGCCAAUCCAUUUUCCAUAUUCCAUUCAAUUUACUCAUACAGUCAUGAUCAUCAACUUCCCUUCCCCAUCUUUUCGUGGUUCUAUAUAUUUACCCAUUAUAUGACUGCAUAUUCUGAUUUCUCCAUAAGUUUUGUUCUCCUCCCGCCUCCUCGUAUCUUUAUAUACUUUAAACUGUUGGAUUUACUCCAACCCUGCUAACGUUUUAACCUGUUUAACAUUAUUCUUCAUAAUAAUACCAGUGCUUUUUUUCUAAAAAAAAUAAUGUUUAGGGUUACUCUCAUUUUGACUCAAGAAAAUCACCAUUUUACAGUUCAUAUCAGGGAAAAUAAAUACAGUAAAUGGACAAAAGUACAAAGAUUCACAAAAUGUUUAGGGGUAUGCGUACUCCUGCGUCCCCCCAGAAAAAAAAGCACUGAAUAAUAAAAUAAUUUAUACCCUGCCCAUCUGGCUGGGCUUCCCAAGCUACUCUGGGAGCUACCCAACAGAAUAUUAAAAACACGAUAAAACAUCAAACCUUAAAAACUUCCCUACACAUACUCUGCAAACAUUUCCCACUCUUCCUUAAAUACUCGGAUCUUCCCGAUCUCUUACUUCAUUAGUUAAAUUUGCUGAUUCGACAUAUUCCCAUCAAUUUCAUCUGCCAUUCCUCCUUUGUUGGUGUUAAUUCCCUCUCUCCAGAUGUUUCGUUUUAACAUGACACAUAGCAGGGGUGUAGGAGCCUACCUGCCUACUUGUUGUUUGUUGGUAUCUUCAUGAACUUACCUAAAAAGAUAAAGAAAACAAAAGACUGAGUUAAGCAUUUGAAAAAUCCAUUGAAAUCAGACAUUAUAAGUUCAUCUUAGGUUGGGUAGUUUACAAGUCUCUGUGGCUUUGCAUAAGGUUUUGUAUUUGUCUCAGAAGAUUGAUAAAGAAUGUAUAAUUAUUUUGGUAAUUAUUGUGUGUAUAUUAGUUGCCAAUGUGUUGCAUGAGUCGUACUACUUGUUGUGAUGUGGCUGUUCUUGCCUUCAGGUUGGAUGCCUUUGGCCUCGGCACAGAACAGGUUCUUAUGGAGACAGUUCUGUUACCCAUGGGGCGCACCAUGAGCCAAGACGAAGUUGGGGUGCUGAUGAACCAGACGGUGCAGAGGGUCUCAGAUACCCUGAGCGUGACGGCAGAUGUAGCCCAGCACCUGCUUAUCCACUGUAAAUGGAACGUGGAUGUUCUGAUUCAGCGCUACACAGAGGAUCCAGAGGUGCUCCUGUUCUCCUCAGGGAUGCAAGUGCGAAACCCCCAGGAGCCCUCAAGCCCUGUCACUCACUGUCCAGUCUGUGUGAAUCUGCUGAGUCAAGAUGACAACCCACCUGUUCUCUGCUGCAUGCACUACUGCUGCAAGGUGAGGUUUGGCUUCCCUUACUGUCCUGACGGCAGGUAUCUGCUUUCACUCUCACCAUUCUUGUCUUAAUUCUGAUCCCCGACAGAAUAUUGUUGCUUUCUGAGAUUGGGUGUCCCAUCCUUGUCCCAUUACAGUGGUACCUUGGUUCUCAAACUUAAUCCGUUCCGGAAGUCCAUUCCAAAACCAAAGUGUCCCAAAACCAAGGCACGCUUUCCCAUAAAAAGUAAUGCAAAUGGAUUAAUCCGACCCAGACUUUUAAAAACAACCCCUAAAUCAGCGAUUUAACAUGAAUUUUACUAUCUGAUGAGACCAUUGAGCCAUAGAAUGAAAGCAAUAAUCAAUGUACUGUACUAUAAAAUAAAUAAGACAGUAUUGUAGAUGAUAAAAAUUAAAAUUAAUUCUUUUUCUUACCUGCAUUGAUGAUAGUCAUUGUUUGGUUGGGGGGCGUUUAUCCAUUUCCGUAGUCACACAAUCAGUCAAUCAGUAGCUGAACUGGGUUCCACACAGUCACAAAAACAAAUUAACUGAAAAAGCCACAAAAACACAAAAUAAAUAGCAAAAACAAAAGCACCAAACUUAAUCCAUUCCAGAAGUCCGUUUGACUUCCGAAAUGUUCGAAAACAAAGAUGCAGCUUCUGAUUGGUGCCCCAGAAAAAAUAGCCGACAGCCGCAUUGGACGUUCGGCUUCCGAACAACAUUCGAAAACCGGAACACUUAAUUCUGGAUUUUUGGCGUUUGAGAACCAGGGCAUUUGAGAACCAAGGUACCACUGUAGUCCUAUUGGUUUUGGUGUAAAUUUCCAAAACACUCCCCCUAGUGGGCGACUUGGAGCACUGCUGCCUGUAUUGUUAACACUGCUGAUCUCUUGAUCCCAUGUUUUCUUCCCUCUCAUUUUUUCUUCUUCAAUUAGUCCUGCUGGAAUGAAUACUUGACAACUCGGAUUGAACAGAACCUGAUUCUGAAUUGUACAUGUCCCAUCUCUGACUGCCCUGCGCAGCCGACUACUGCCUUUAUCCGCUCUAUUAUUUCCUCCAAGGAGGUCAUUGCCAAGGUAGGCACAGGGGUUCUGACACGCAAGCUCAAUCUAUCAAAACCUCCUACACACUAGGCGAGAGCUUCAUCUUUUCCUUAUGAGAAAACACCUGUUGUGUCCUAUAGCCUGGGAUCUGAGUAAUAGGUCAAGCCGUUAAUCCAUUUAAUUCCAGGUAUGCUAACUCUCCCAUUACUCAGCAUAUUGCUUGCUAAGAUUGCUCUGUUGUCCAUCUUGCAGAAUACAGUGGUACCUCAGGUUAAGUACUUAAUUCGUUCCGGAGGUCUGUUCUUGACCUGAAACUGUUCUUAACCUGAAGCACCGCUUUAGCUAAUGGUGCCUCCUCCUGAUGCCACGCCGCCGGAGCACGAUUUCUGUUCUCAUCCUGAAGCAAAGUUCUUAACCCGAGAUACUAUUUCUGGGUUAGCGGAGUCUGUAACCUGAAGCGUAUGUAACACCGAGGUACCACUGUAUCUCAUUUGCUUGAGACGUUUUGAGCUGUCUGCCCUGCAGGCACCUGUUUGUUAGAUCCUGUGUUCAGUCAUACCUCAUGUUGCGUCCGCUUCAGGUUACGUCUUUUCAAGUUGCGUCCUGCGGCAACCUGGAAGUACCGGAAUGGGUUACUUCUGGGUUUGCCACUCACACAUGCGCAGAAGCGCUAAAUUGUGCUGCUCACAUGCGCAGACACAGCACUUCUGGAUGCGAAUGCUUCAAGUUGCGGACGUGCCUCCGGGAAAGAUUACGUCCGCAACUCGAGGUUCUAUUGUACAGGACUCAUGGACUGACUUAGUGAAUGCCUUUUUCCACUUUAGUAGGGAACUGGGAUAAGUUGUGCUUCACUUCCUUCAGGUUCAUGACUUCUGCAUCAUUAAUUUUGUGUGUGUGCUCUAAGAAUACUUGAAUCUGAUUUUUUUUUAAACAAAUUCUGCAGAUUGCCAUAUUUGCUUGUACUGUACUAUUCUGAUUGUGCUCAUCGGGAGGGAUGUUUGGAAACCCCACCUCCUGAUCACUGGAAAUUGUGCUGAGCACACUUCCUUUUUUCAGUUCUGCUAGGUCACUAGGCAUUGCAGAGCCCUCCGCACUCUCAAGCCCUUUUAGUGCUUGAAACAUUUUGGAAAAAACACUAAAGCUGAGGUUUUCAGCAUACCCAGUCCAGUAUCUGUUUUUGGACUUGCAUUAUGUGAUCAUGGAGUUUUAGAAUACACAUAAUCCUGUCUAUGAUAUGUCAAGGAGAUCACAUUUAAGUUUUUGUACUCAUAUACCUGAUUAACUCAGGUUGAUAGAACAUACUGCAUCUUCAGCAUUUAUUGGCCAAUAUACAUCUCAAACUAAAGCCUUGGAAUUAUGUUAGACAGCAGCUAUCUUCUGAAGGAAGUAAAACAAUACUGUUCUUUGGUGGUCUUCACCUCAGCUGUCCUUCGGGGUAUAGAAUAUUUUUGUUGAAACUUGAGAUACAGUUCAAGAAAUCCUAAGAGUGACACCUUCCUGCUCUUCAAUAACAUGUUGAAGCCUAUGAUCACGUCAGAAUAAUGUCAAUUACCUUAACUGCAUCAAGAAUCCUUCUGCUCAGUUUUUAACCAAAGUUUAUCUUCUUCAGAAGACGACCAAGCUUCUUACAGUGUUUAGCUGAGAAGCAUAAUAGUACAUUGCAAAAUUCAGAAGUGUUAGCCUUUCCGUAAGACCAUAGUAGAUAUUCUGGGCGGCUUAUUGUUCUGCCUAAUAUUAAUUAAUACUUUUGCCAUGACACUAACGCCUCCUGUAGCAAUUGGACUAUUAUGAUUAAACUGAGAAACCUAGGUAACACAUUCUUUUUAAAGGUGGCGAUUAUCCCUUAUCCUUUGAAAGUCUGAGGAAAAACUAUUGUUGAAGAUCACUUUGUAUUUUUUUGGUCAGCAGUUCAUAGUCCCAGAAAGUUGCUCUAAAUCUGGCACGAGAUUAAUCACCGUGGCGCUGUGGGUUAAACCACAGAGCCUAGGACUUGCCGAUUAGAAGUUCGGCGGUUUGAAUCCCUUUGACUGGAUGCGCUCCCAUUGCUUGGUCCUGCUCCUGCCAACCUAGCAGUUCGAAAGCCCAUCAAAGUGCAAGUAGAUAAAUAGGUACCGCUCUGGCGGGAAGGUAAACGGCGUUUCUGUGUGCUGCUCUGGCUCGCCAGAAGUGGCUUAGUCAUGCUGGCCACAUGACCUGGAAGCUGUACGCCAGCUCCCUCGGCCAAUAAAGCGAGAUGAGCGCCGCAACCCCAGAGUCAGCCACAACUGGACCUAAUGGUCAGGGGUCCCUUUACCUUUUUUUAAACUGAUAAUUGCACAAGAUCUCCAGAACUGCCACUUGUGUGUUUCUUUCCUGCAGUAUGAGAAAGCGCUCCUGAGGGGUUAUGUUGAAUGCUGCUCGAACCUGACCUGGUGUACCAACCCCCAAGGUUGCGAUCAGAUCCUCUGCAAGGAAGGUCUUGGCUGUGGAGAAGCCUGCUCAAAGUGCUCUUGGAUCUCCUGCUUCAACUGCAAUUUCCCAGAGGUAAGGCUGAGAUGAACCAUGGAGGAAGUGCACCUGUCUCCUCACAGGACUUUUAUCCUGGGUUUUUUGCCCUCCCAAGUCAGCUCGGGCUCUGUAAUUCCUUGCAGGCUCACUAUCCUGCCAGCUGCAGCCAUAUGUCCCAGUGGAUGGAUGACGGAGGGUUUUAUGAAGGGAUGACCGUGGAAGCCCAAAGCAAACACCUGGCCAAACUCAUCUCCAAGCGCUGCCCAAGCUGCCAAGCUCAAAUAGAGAAAAAUGAGGGCUGUCUGCAGUGAGUGCCUUUUUGCUUAUUAGCUUAUUUAGUUAGAGGGCAGAAGAAUGACACAAACUUGGAUUGCAUGGGAGGUGCCCCCAAACUUUCUUUGGCUUCUUGUCUGAUGCCGCCUUAGUUGUACAUAACAUGCAUACUUUUAUUUGUAUGCUGCCUUUCCAUAACUGUAAGCUUCCUUGAAUGUGGUUUUAACAUGAAAAAAUCCCCCACAUAAUUGCAAGAGCAAAAAUAGUCACAAGGAAUAAAUAAAACAUCAAAAAAUACACAACCAAACAGAACAAUUUCCACAUAAAUCAUUUGGGGAAGGUAUAAAUGAAAUAAAGAUACAAAAAUUUAAUAUCAGUAACAGCAGCAACCCCGCACACACCAAAAUGCCCUAAACAAUAACCCAGUCCAAGAAUCUGUUAAGCAGCCUCAACUUUUGUAGCUGGAGUCAGUCAUGGCCCUGCCCUCCCAGGCUAUGUGGAAAAGGUCUGCAAGGCUGGGAGUAGGUCUUCCAGGAUUCGCAGCCAAGCUUACUUACCCCUGCACAGUGAUCCCAGUGCAGCCAAGGAAGAGAAGGCGGGCCAAGAAGAAGGCCUGAUCUGGCCAUCAGGAAUUAAUUUUCUGGCCAAACUUUAUGCUUGAACUAAUGGGAAUUAUUUCUGUUCUACGCAGUAUGACUUGUGCCAAAUGUAACCAUGGAUUUUGCUGGCGCUGCCUGAAGCCUUGGAAACCAACCCACAAGGACUAUUACAAUUGUUCCGCUAUGGUGAGUUUAGUACAGGGCAUACUUUGUGUCUGGUGUUAUUUAUUUGUUUAACUUCAUCACUUGCCCUUAAACCUAAGGUUACAACAAUUUAAAUCCAACAUUAAGGACCGCCUUGUCUCUUUUCAAACCGACCCGGAUCCUGUGAUCAUCAUGUGAGGCCCUUCUUUGUGUGCCUCCUCCACAAGAGGUCUGGAGGGCGGCAACACGGGAAUGGGACUUUUCUUUGGUGGCUCCCCGUUUGUGGAAUGCUCCUACCAAGGAGGCUCACCUGGUGCCUUCAUUACAAAUAUUUAGGUGUCAGGCAGAAAUAUUCCUCCCAGGCCUUUGGCUAAUCAAACAAUCUAUCACCUUUUAAACUGUUGAAGGGUCUUGUUUUGUUACUACGUUGUGUAUUUGUGUGUGUGUUAUAUUGUAAACAGCCCUGUGAUCCUCUGAUGAAGGGUGAGUUAGAAAUGUAACUCCAGGUAACUUAUUUCCUGUUUCCCACCCUCAGGUGAGCAAAGCAGCUCGACAGGAGAAGCGUUUCCAAGACUAUAAUGAGAGGUGUACCUUCCAUCAUCAAGCAAGGGUGAGGAUCGCUCCCCUGUACUUCGGGGACAAGGAACAUAAUCCAGCCCCGGUGUCUGCUCUUCAUCAAGUUUUACCAUCCAAGAAUACUUCAUAGGCAGCUGGUUCUAGUAUUAGUGGUAGAAAUUGGCCAUGAAAACCACUUGGGCUUCUGUCACACAGAAUUUGUGUCUGCCUGUCUGGAAUAGUAACGCUUGGCCAGCUUGCCAAAUCUAACAUCUCUAGUCCAAAAGAUUGCUUGCUGUGAAGAAAUAGGAUUGGUGGCCAUAACAGUUUGGUUGUAAAUCUGUGCCUUGAGAGGAAGACUGGGCUCAUGUCUGCAGAUAAGAAGGGUUCUUCCUGAAUAGACAGGAUUGCUGAGUCUCUUCCUUUUCAUUGCAGGAAUUUGCCAUGAACUUACGAAAUAGGGUUUCCACUGUCAGUGAUGUGCCACAGAUUCGGUCCUUGACGUUUGUCGUUGACACCUGCAAAAUGCUGGAACAAGCGCGGAAAGUAAGUGCAUUAAUCUGAGAAAGAGGAGGAGGGACACACAUGGAUGCAUGUCUGCUGCUCUUCUUUCUGACUUUCUUCUGCUGCAGUUCCUUUGUCCUCUUUCUGCAAUACAGUUUAAACUCAUUAAGAAAAUGCAACCCCAAGAGGAUCCACAACAUUCAGAUCAAUGGAAGGACUGUAUUUUGGAGGGAUAGGAGAGGCGAGUGCCUGAGCGCAGCAAAGUCUUAGAAGAUUUAUUAUUCAGGGUGGUGGGUGGAAAUAAGGGUUGCUGUCCAAAAGUGCUGGAAGCCCAACACCACAUGCUAUCCCCCUCUUCCUUUAGGAAAUUCUGGUGGCAUCUGGUAACACUAGUUUUUGGCUUGGCCAGCAAGGCUAGUAAAAAUGGUGAAGCCCUGGUCAGUGCAUCCAUUUGAGACAAAUAUUUUCUUCUUGAAGCCAUGCAGUAUUUAAUAGGCUAACACUAUACCUGCACUGAUUCUUACAGUGGAGAAGGCGUAUUUCAGAUGUCUCCCAGAGGCUCUUUGUUGGCUUUCAACAAAGGUCCUUGUGCAGAUAAAGGUUUAGUUCUUGCUUUGAUUUACGAUCUUGCUAGCUCCAGAUUGUUUUCUCUUCUGAGUUGCCUAUGCUGUUCUAGACAUGUGCCCAGAAAUGGAGGCUCCAUUCUAGCCAUAACUAUGCCAGAAAUAGCACAGAGCAGGAAAAGUGGCUCUCCAAUAGGAAGCUGUGCCUGGAAAGUGGGGUGGGGAGAAAACCAGCUGCCUGUAGUAUGUAUGUAAAUGUGGUGUUUUGUGUUCUCUCUCAGGUGCUGGCUUACUCCUGUGUGUACAGCUACUAUAACCAGGACACUGAAAAGAUUGACAUCAUGGAGCAACAAUCAGAGAACCUGGAGCUGCACACCAAUGCUCUGCAAAUCCUUUUGGGUGAGUAGAAGUGAAUGAGACCAUGUUUGCAAGAUGAUGGGUGCUUAGACUUUAAAUACAGGUUCAAAGAAUGCUAGAUUAGAGGCUAGAUUAUCAGGAAAGGCAAGAGAGCAUUUCCUCAUUGCAACCACCUGGGUAGCUCUCAUCCAGAUGCCUGACUUUCACUCCAUGAUUCUUCUAAAUAUGACUAAAAGCUUAUGUAAUUUUAAAAAAUAAAACAAAAGCUAUAAUUCUCUUGCAAGAACACAGAGUCCACAUUGUUAGUUCUGUCAUGACACUUGGGCCUGCCCAGACUUUUGCCUUUUUAUUUAACCCCCCCCCCCAGGUCUGAUAAGCAAUAAUUAAGAGAUGUAUCUAUGAAAAGUAUUUAAAAGAAGUGCUUGGGGCCAGAGCAAUAUGUGUCUCUUCCUCCUUUCCUCUGUUCAGAGGUGCCAGCUGUGGCCUUGUGCCCCAGUGCACAGCAUUCAAGUAGGUGUGUCAUAUCCUUGUCUAGAUGUGGGGCUAGGUUGUAGGCAUAGUGACUCCUGCCACAUUCCUUCAUCAGUCCCUUUUCCCACUAAACCCCCCUCUAGUUUUACCCUAUAACAGGCAAAAUAAGAGGAGUGGACAAAUACUGUUAAAAAAACACACAGUUUGAGUGCCUUUCUGUACGCAUAUGGAUAAGCACUCAGUAUCCAAUCCAGAAAAACUGGAACAAAAAGGAAUCUCCACCUAUAUAUUCACCAUUCCUCUUCUGAUCUGAAAUUCAAGUGAGGCCGAAUGAAACUUCUCUAGCUGCCUGCAACUUUGUAGGAUGGAUUAGCUGAGUCAGGUCUACCCUUUCGGUUGCUACUACUCAGCCUGCAGCCCGAAGGCUCACGUUGUUUUGAUCCUUGUAUUUCAGAAGAGAUGUUGCUGCAGUGCCAGGAUCUUGCCUCUUCGAUUCGGCUGCUCAAAGCCGAGCAUUUUAAUACAGGUCUAGAGCUGGUGCGCAGGAUCCAAGAACGACUCCUAGCAAUUCUGCAGCAUGCCACACAGGUAACAGCUAUUAACUUGACCAGGAAUGUGUUCUGUCCAGCAGUGUAGCAGAAUGGAAAAUGCUGCGGUGCAGUUUGUUUCGGAGGGGCUGCCAGUGACAUUUUCUGACCUUUCAUUAUAUCCUGACAGGACUUCCGUGUGGGAUUCCAAACCCGACAAGGCUCUGAACAGAGGGAGAUGAAGUUAUCCAAUGUGCCUAAUGCCACGCCUACUUAUAAAGAGUGAGUUUUCUUGCAGGGGGGACAUGGGCAGUACGACUAGAUGGUGGGUUUUGUAUUCUCUCCCUCCCUCUUUCUCUCAUUCUCAAUUUUAUUAAAUUUCCUGUUUUACAAUUUCAGAUAAACAUUUUACAUACUUUAACAUAUCCAAUGACUUCCCUUCUUCUCCUUCCAUGGUUCAUUUUGCAUAUCUUACAUCCCUGCAUAUUUUACAGUAACUGCUCCAAUCGGUUUUCCACUAUUACAUCCAUCAAAAAUUAUUUACUCUGUUGAAUUCAUCUUAAUGCUGCCAGCAUUUUCAACUUAAGUUGCCCAUCUUCUUUGGUUGGGACCUCACUUUCCAUUUUGGGGGCGAACAUAACACAGGCCGCAGUUGUUGCAAACAUAAAUCACCUUUCCUGACACCUGGGGAUUUUAAUCUGAGUUAUCCCCAGCAGAAAGGACUCUGGUUUUGGGGGGAAAGUAAUUUUAAACACCCCCCGCGAGUUCAUUAUAAAUCAUUUCCCAAUACUCUUUUACCGUUUUACAUGUCCACCACAUAUGAAAGAACAUUCCCUCCACCUCUUUACACUUCCAGCACUUAUCUGAUUCUGUCUUGUAAUUCUUAGCAAGCCUACUUUGAGUUAGAUACCAUCUUUGGAUCAUUUUCAAAUAAUUCUCUUUCAAAGAAUCACAUGCUGUCAAUUUCAAGUCGCUUUUCCAUAGUUUCUCCCAGAGGUUAAAAUCUAUGUUGUGUCCUGUAUUUAUUGCCCAGUGUGUCACUGAAGCUUUAACUAGCUCGUCUUUUGUUUCCCAUUCUAAUAACAGGUUAUACAUUUUAGACAAAAUGUGAGUUUUGCAUUCUUAGUGAGGUACAACAUAUCUAGAGUUACUGCCUAAUCUGAGCAUACAGCAGACUGAACAAUUUAACACAUGUCACCGUCCAGCAACCCAGACACUGAGCUGCUCUCCCUCUUGGAAGCGCCCUUUUCUUCCUGCACCCUUUAAUUUUCUUUUUGCACAGUGAGCUAGACAAGUUGUCAUUUGGGCUACUCUUAAUCUGUGGCCUGAUGGACCAGGUGAGGGGCUCUUGUGAGCAAGUUAAGGCUCUGAAUGUGCCAUCCCCUGAGGUACUAACAGUUGUAAUAUUGUAUGUAUUUUUUAAAAAUUACAAUACUUUAAACCAACGCUCCUUCAAAGUACGAUACCAGGGUGGGGUACAAGAAUGUAAAUUAAAACCAAGAAAUACAAUUGUGAACAAAGAAUACAAGGUGCAGAUAAAAACAAAGCAGAAGCAGCAAUUACAAUGAUAUAAAUACACAAUUUAUCCAGUUCUUGCUGGAAUGGUGGUAGCAGUCCAAAUGCAGGAUUGCCAGAUGUUCAAAUGUCCAAUCACGUUUUCCUGAAACUCCCAACAGUAGUUGAGUUCUGUUAGGUCUUAGCCAAUCUUCUGUUGUGUUUAUAGCGUUUCUUGUGGUUGUUGGCUAAAAAUGUGCAAGGUGUACUGACUACAAGGGUUUGUUUCCGCCUAGGCUUGUUUUCGAUGAGGCAUCCGAUUCAGCCGACACAGAUGAUGGUGGCAAAGAGGAAGAGGAUGACGACGAAGAUGAAGACGAAGAAUACGUCCCCGAGUGGCAGGAGGAGUAUGAUGACGAAGAUCUCGAUGAUGACAAUAUUUCUUACGAUGAUGAAUCGGAGAAUCUGGAGAGGGAUUCUUUCUUUUUUGACGAUGCUUAUUAGUAGAGUUGGCCUCCUGGCACCCCAAAUUCACACCAGAGAAUCCUGGAGUAAAACAUUGCCUGUCACUCAGACAGCCUUGUCCCGGCUGCACUCUCUGCUCUGCUUCUGUCAUAGUCCAAGGACAGCAAGGAGAACUAGAUUUCAGUCAGGCAGGAGUUUGUAUGGUAGUUUACAACAAAAGGGUGCUUUCCUCUUUGAGACGGCUGGUUGUGACUCUUUUGGUACAACUUGCAGGGCUGCUGUGCCCGGUUACAUAGGAACUUCAUCAGCUCUUGGCACAAGCGGUGGCGGGGAGGGUGUGUUCUUUGUCAUCUGUGAGCUUUUUUUUCAUGCUCUUCCUUGGGGAAUGAAACCAAGUACCAAUCUAGCAACAGAUCCAGCCAUUAUCUCGUCCCAUUACAGGCUUCAACCUUGAGAGAUUCAGGGCACACCACAUGCCAUUUAUGUCCGUGUGAAAAGUUACACACCAUUCUUGCCUGUAUUUCCUAUAUCUUAUUUCCACACCUGCUGCUAUCACCCAGGAAUCCAGCCUUGGCAAAACCUACUUGAUUUCAUAAUCUAGCCUGACAAUGGCGAAUGGCCCAGGAAUCGUAGUGACACAGCCUUGAGUGCCAGCUUUUUAGCCCGGUGGCUUUUGGUUCUCAGUAGUGAUGUUCCCUGUGGGGUAAAGACAUGGAAUGUGCACCCACCACCCAGGCACGCACAAAAUAUUUCUUAAGGGCCUCUGUCUGCCAAGGCGAUUCUCAUUUCUGUUCUAGCACACGUCUAAAAACUAGGGCCUGAGUUUUUCACUCCUUUGCAGCGAAAAGCUCUGCUGGAUUGAGUGACCAGGGAGGAAUGGACUAACUAGAGAGAAGGUAAUUUAGGUCAUUGGGUGUGUUUGGAGAUGAGAGCUGGUGAAAUAGUUAAAGAAUUUUUUUUUGAAGUAGAGCUCAAGUGGCCUGCUCUGAGUCUGACAGGUAGUUCUGUGGGUUGCCAGCACUCUUGAAUGGACAUGGUUUUGAGAGUACCUCUUUCGUUGAGAGGUCAGUUUUCUGUGGGGUUGUUUUUUUUGUUCCUUUGUCAUUGGAAUCGUCUUCUCUUCCUUCAGAUAGGAAUUCUGCAGGAUGUAGAGGUUCAGAGGGUUCAUAUAUAUAUAAUAAAUAUAUAUAUAUACACACAUAUAUAUAUAUAUGAAGAAGCUGAAAUUGUUCAGAUUAUUAUGCUUUAUCUUUUCUUGAAAAUCAAAAAGAAUCCUGAAACAACAAGAUUAUACACCACCUGUUUAUGUAAUAAACAGUUUUUUU